GUGGCAUUAAGGCAGGCACCUCCCCCCCGAGGGAUUGGCUUAAGGCAAUUCACAGCCCUUUGGCUUAUUCCUGAGUCUGGGGGCUUUCAGGAAUGCUGAGCGAUGAGUCCGGUGGCAAUUCUUUACUACUGAUCUGGGGCCUAUUCUUGCCCUCGCCGGACAGCUUGGAUUCCCCCCCCUCCCCCUUCCAGCCAGCAAUAACAGCAGCAGCAGAAGCCUCUUCGGACAAGCCUGGGGGAUUUUGCUGAGCCAAUUUAAAGGCUGGUGGCUCAGGCCGUUUUCUAAAACUCAUUAGCCGUCAAGCUCUCUGAGCAAGUUUCGCUUCUUCUUGAAACCUCUUUGGGCUUUGUUUUCAGGCGGUGCUAAGCAAGGAGAUCCUCUCAGCAGCAGGAGGAAAAUAUCAUCUUUUUAAAGAAAAGGCACAAAGGCUGUAAGGACUGAGUUGUGCUGUGUAACCCAAGCAAUAGCCCCAGCAUCACCAAUGCCUCUGGUACGAUCGCUCUCCGUCACCUCUCUCAAUGGGCUUCCUCAGUGGGAAGACGAAGAUCUCCCAGUGGAGGAUUUAUUACUCUUCGAAGUGGCUUGGGAAGUGACUAAUAAAGGUUUGUACUCCUCCUCUUCUUCUUCAUCUGCCUGUGAGCUACAGGUAGUAUUUUACUUCUGGUUGCCUUAGUGUUGGAAUCCGGGGAGGUAGAAUUGGGGUUCCAAUCUUUAUUUGCUUGUCUUUAAAAAGUGUUCCAGACCUCAUUGUUACCUAUCCAAAGAUGGACAAUAUAGUAUCACGAAACCAUGAAAAUUAAACCCAAACUGCCAAAUAUAAUGCAUAAAUCAACAAGAGCGUUUCAAACACCGUAGUUAAAAACACAGCGCAGCAGAGCAGAAACCUUUCAGAUUCCAGCUUGAAGCCUCAUCCUCAUAUGCUUUUAAUUAAGGUAUUGGAGAAACAAAGUUUAUAUAUUCUGGGCUGAAGCUGCAACCCUACAUGUUGGAGAAACACAGUUAAAAUAUUAAUUAACAUUUUUAUUCAUUAAGAACUGGAGAAACCAAAGGUUAUUUUAAGAGUAGUCCAUCCUUUCGUAAAGAUAAGGAGUCAAGGAACAGGUGUGCAUUUUUUUGCAGGAAGCGUGGCAUGAGAUGGGCACAUGUAACUAAUGGUACAUGGUGCCCACUGUGAAUCGCUAUGUGUUGCAGUUUUUGCAAACAGGUUAGAGCUUUAACCCGCUUGAACAUUCUCACUCAAUCCAUGGGAUUCUCAGCAGAAAUAUAUUUCGUUCAUUCCCAGAGUGUAGCUGAGCUGGUGAAUUUUGAACAAAUUGGAGUGCAAAUUUGAAAUCACCACCAUUUAAAAAGAAAAGAAAAGAAAGAAACUGAGAACAUUGCAAGCCCCUUCCCUGAAAUUUUACCUUCUAGAUGUUUGGGGACAUACCUUGAAACAAUUUCCCAUCUUGGUGAUCCAUUUUCAAGUAAUAAGUAUUGAAUGCAUUACUUUAGUGUUUAUUCCCUUCCUUCACUUAUAUGAAAAGGAACCACAUUGCCCAUGAUUGGGAAGACUAAAAAACAUUCAAAUCUGGUGAAUAUUUUACUGAGGCCCCUGCCCUCCUACAUUCCCCAAUUUUGUGUCAAUUCUAGCACAAAGGUAACUUUCUACUCUACUUGUGUGGGUUGCUAGAAUUUGGAAACAGGUUCAGAUGCUGGUGGCUUUUGAUUCUGUUAAGAUCUGCUAUUAACAUAGAAGUACCGUAUUUUUCGCUCUAUAAGACGCACCAGACCAUAAGAUGCACCUAGUUUUUGGAGGAGCAAAACAAGAAAAAAAAAAUCUGAAUCUCAGAAGCCAGAACAGCAAGAGGGAUCGCUGCGCAGUGAAAGCAGCAAUCCCUCUUGCUGUUCUGGCUUCUGUGAUAGCUGUGCAGCCUGCAUUUGCUCCAUAAGACGCACACAUUUCCCCUUACUUUUUAGGAGGGAAAAAGUGAGUCUUAUAGAGCAAAAAAUACAGUAUAUGUCUGUUAGGAGUCUGACUGCACUUAUUUUGUCCUCCUAAAUUUAUUUGGCUAGAUUUCCACUGUUAACACGAUUGCUUUCACUGUGUCGCCACAUUAAGACACUUACCUAUUUGCAUCCAUUAAUCCAUGUCUGCAUUUCAGAGUUGGAGUGAUUGUUGAAUUUGAAAUGGUGGGGAGAACCAGUUCAGACAACCAUUUGUUAUGCAGCAAGGUCCGCUUCAGGGUGACUUUUCAGUUAAAACUUUGGCACGGCAAGUAGGGAUGGGGGAAGAAAUCCAAUUUGGGUUGCGUUUAAAGGUGAACCUCCCCGAUUUGCACGUUCCAAAACACUACAAAAAAACUGAAGCCUGAUGAUCCUUAGACAUUUGCACUUCUUAUUUGUAAUCUGUAAUGUGAACAAAAGGAGCUUGUGCAGAAAAAUAAUAAUGUAUAUAUUCGUGAACACAGUAUAUAAAAAUGCAUUAUAUUAGGGGGAAUUGCUUUGCAGAAAUGUGUAAAUGGCAUACAAAAAUGUGUCUCUUAGGAGCGAAAUCACACUAAAAUGGCAAUGAAUUUUCGUGAGGAUUUUUUGGGGGGUGAAAUGGGAUGUGGGAAUGUGGAGAACAGAAGAGUGGGGAAAUGAGAAACUGAGAGGAACCGAAAUUGACAGGUAUGCCCAUCAAUCGUGGCAAGCGGGUCUUUGGAAUUGCCAUAUAUAGGAACUCUCUGUGACUCACCAUAUUUCAAAGGUUUUCAGAGAAGCAAUGAUCCACAAUUCUGACAUGUGCUAGAGAAUUUGCAUAGCAACCUAACCAAAAAUUCAGCGUAAGCCUUUACUAUGAUAAGAAAAAGAUGUGCAAUUUGUGCCCUUCGAAUAGUUGCAUGGCGGAUGCUAGGCUUAAAAACGAUGUUCUCUUGAAGCAUUUCCCUUCUUUCUGAAGGAUAAAAGUAGCUUCUCCCAAUCUUGCCAUCAUCUACAAUUCUGCUUUGCCACUUAAUCUCAUUUUUCUUGGAUGCUUAGAAUUAGAAGUGAAACAAAUUUAUUCCCCCAAUUCCCCCCCCCCGAUUUCUCCUGUUUCCCAAAAUGUUUUGUGCCGCUAAUCCUCCAAAUUUUCCCUGAAUAUUUCACAUUUUGGGGCAUAUCAUUUGAUAUCUAUAGUAUUUGGCAUUGUAUUUUACUUCAAAAAUUGAGAACAUUGGAGAACAGUCAUAUAGCAUCUGACAGAUGACAUGCAACUGUAUUUAAUAUUUCACCACAGAUGGCAAGGGAGCUGUAUGCAAUACAACCACAAGGAUUUGAAUUUAUAAACUCCAAACUCAGAAGUGUUGGCGAGCUUAGAAUAUUCGCAAAUGAUAAUUUCAGCACUAGUUUGAAUGGGUUUGGCCUCCGGGUUGCUAAUGGGUGAUGAAGGGUAAGUUUGAAGGGCUUGUUUUUGCUUCAGCCUUUGAGUGAAUCAAACCUGGUUUUGCAUCCUAGAGAGACACCCAAAUUAUAUCACACUCGAGACACGCAAGCUGAAUUUUGCAUCGACUCAGUACAAUUGUGUUGCCUCUGUCUUUUUUCCUGGUGGAGACCUGUGUUCUUUUUUAAAAUGUAACGGAUGCUACUAGGAGCCAUUCUGGUGCAGUGCUCUGGGCAGAGACCCGAGUUCAAAUCCGUGCUGCGACACAAAAGCGUAAUAGGUAAACCCUGGGCUGUGAGAAUAAAUGAUGGGCUCCGUGGGCAUUUCCUCCAGCUCCUUAGAAAAGUUAUAAAGAAAUGUGCUCUUUAUGAUGUAGCUGCAUGUUUCAAAGGCCAGGGCAUUGUUUGUAUUCCACAAAACAUGCAGAGCCCAGCUGGGGAACGACCCCCCCAAUGCCAUAGUGUAAAUGAGUUACAAUGAGUAAAUGAUUGACCUCCCCUCUCAUCCUCUGUGUGUGGCUAAAGGUAAAGAUUUCAGCUGAGAGAGUCGUUUGUAAAAACUGAAAUCUUAACCCGCAGGAGGACAAAUAUUAGGCUGGUCUCUGAAAACACAUUGUCGAGGGUUGAAAUUCUUCUCAGUAGUACUGGAGACCGAAAAACAACAUGAAAACGUAUUGGGGACUUACGAUGCUCUUUGUGAUCAUAGAAUCAUUGAACUGUAGAAUUCAUCUCAUCCAACCCCCUGAAAUGCAGGAAUAUAAGUGUUAAUAUAUAGAUAAUAAGUGGCAAUAUAUAUAGGUUGAGCAGGAAACGAUCAAGCACACUUGAUAGUAGUGCAGUAAGGCUGAAAUUUACACUCAUUUAAAUUGUGCUCAUUCAGCUUUACGUACAGUGGUACCUCGGGUUAAGUACUUAAUUCAUUCUGGAGGUCUGUUCUUAACCUGAAACUGUUCUUAACCUGAAGCACCACUUUAGCUAAUGGGGCCUCCUGCUGCUGCCGCACCGCCAGAGCACGAUUUCUGUUCUCAUCCUGAAGCAAAGUUCUUAACCUGAGGUAAUAUUUCUGGGUUAGUGGAGUCUGUAACCUGAAGCGUCUGUAACCCAAGGUACCACUGUACUUGGUGAAACAUAAGUUUUAAAAAGUCAAAGGGGGUGGAAAGGGGCAGGCAUCUGUGGGGGGAAGACAUUAGCAAUCUCACCUGCCAUUGCACCCAAUGUGUUUUGAGUAUAGGCAAUUUUCGCUUCAGGCGUGAUCCCCGCAACGUGACCGCUGAGCAAGUUGCGGGCUUACUGUGCAUACUGUAUGUUGAGCAAAAGCAACAAGAAUUAGCCAUGUAUAUAAGGAAAAAAUGAGAGGUUUGACUUACCCAUGUUAUACGUAGGAGAAGAGGAACAGAAUUUGUUUACUUGGGGCCUGCCAAAGGUGUUCAGGAAUUAGUGGGUGUGCCAUCGCUAUGAACUGCGCUAUUGGCAUAGACAUGUUUGCCACGAAUGCUUGGGAUCAAGCUUCCUUGAUGGUGGAAUUUGGGGUUUUCCUUUUAAACUUGCCAUAAAUGAGAAGCCUUUAGUCUGGGUGUCUCCCAUUAAAUCACAGAGCUGGAUGCGGCUUGUGGGUAUGUUAUAGAAGCUGCAAUGAGGCACUAUAAAAUGCUGGUGAAUUUUCAUGAGGACUUGCUUUUUUUAAGUGAUGCAUAAUUUAGGAGAACUGAAAGGUGGGGGACAGCUCUCCUAACUUCUGCAUCACUUUUUUUUUAAAAGCAAGUCCUCAUGAAAAUCCAUCAGCAUUUUAUAGUGUGGAGUUCUCCUAAAUCGCACAUCUUUGUAUUCAACUUUUACCCUAGAUGCACAUCUUUGUGAAGCAAUUUUUCCUUACACGAUGCAUUUUUGCACGCUGUUUUCACCAAUCUGUGCAUUUCUUUCUGCACACUUUACCCUAGUAUAUCCAUUUUUGUGCCUGUUACUUCCUCAGCAAUUUGACUUCACCCUGGAGGCAUACUCCAUUGUCUCACAUUUAAAGGAGAACGUACCCAAUUCACUCUUUCCAGAACAAUUCGCAACCAAAAUACAUCCUUGGAAAUUCAGUUUUCUGAAUUUUGCUGUGCGGUUCCUCAGCCAAGUAAUGUGCACCAAAAAAAGACAUAGAUUGUGGUAAAGUGUGCAUUAAAAUGUAUAUAACUAAUGAAGAUGACAUCCAAAAGUGUGUUGUGUUGGGGAAAAUCUGCUUUGUAUUUUUAUCAUGGCCUUUUAGCCAAGAAGGCUUUCAGAGUGGCUUGCAAAAAUCACUUCUGCAGGCUCACCUGCAGACACAGCACAUGAGGAAAAAAGCAACAGGAGGGAGGAGGACAAAGCAAGCUCACAUUCAUAACGUUACACUUGCUUAAUGCUACGCUGAUGUCCUUGGUGAUUCUGACUGCCCUAAUCAACAACAUUCCCCCUGUCCCAAGGCCAAUACAAUAAUAUUUACUUUAAAAGGUGCCUACCCACCAAUUUCCAAAUGCCGUGAACCACAAAUAGAGGGGCAGAAGUGGCUUUGCAGGGAUAAGUUUCAAGAAACAGGAACUAUUGCUUUGGAAAGAAUAAGGGCAGCUGAGGCUCGUGAGAUUCCUUCCCAGUCUCAUUUCUGGGCAUUCCACGUGCUAGGAUGACCAAGGCUGGUUUUAUCAUCUUAGGGAUGCUGAGCUCUGGGGCUGCAUUUGGAUUACUAUCUCCGGCUGGGCACAUGGGCUAUAUAAGAUGACAGACGCUGAUCCACCAGGCACAGCGGGUGUGGAAUGCGUCAGCAGAAAAAUCAUGGCGAGAGGAGCAAGGAGACGUAACUGUUUGCCUGACCUGCUCUGCAUUGCCGCGUGCCAGGCUUUGGGAGGGCGGUGGUUUAAAUCAUCUCGCUUCAUGAUAUCCGUGGAUGUUAGCUGUGGUUAAGGGGCACUUGUGUUGUUUAGUCGUUUAGUCGUGUCCGACUCUUCGUGACCCCAUGGACCAGAGCACGCCAGGCACUCCUGUCUUCCACUGCCUCCCGCAGUUUGGUCAAACUCAUGUUCGUAGCGUCGAGAACACUGUCCAACCAUCUCAUCCUCUGUCGUCCCUUCUUCUUGUGCCCUCAAUCUUUCCCAACAUCAGGGUCUUUUCCAGGGAGUCUUCUUUCCUCAUGAGGUGGCCAAAGUAUUGGAGCCACAGCUUCACGAUCUGUCCUUCCAGUGAGCACUCAGGGCUGAUAUCCUUAAGAAUGGAUAGGUUUGAUCUUCUUGCAGUCCAUGGGACUCUCAAGAGUCUCCUCCAGCACCAUAAUUCAAAAGCAUCAAUUCUUCGGCGAUCAGCCUUCUUUAUGGUCCAGCUCUCACUUCCAUACAUCACUACUGGGAAAACCAUAGCUUUAACUAUACGGACCUUUGUUGGCAAGAUGAUGUCUCUGCUUUUUAAGAUGCUGUCUAGGUUUGUCAUUGCUUCAUGGAGGUAGACCACUGGAAAUGAGCUGCCCUGCUCAUUAGGCCUGACACUUAGCCAAGUCUGUGGAGGUUAUGUUUAGCUAACUUCAUCUUUGAACUGUGUGAUUACUGGCUGGUACAUUACUGUGUGAUUACUGGCUGGUGCAAUAGAAUGGCUGGGGCAGGUUUCACAGGGGGGAAUGUAUUGGGACACCCGAUCUCAGUGAUCAUGGGCAGGAGGAGGAGUUACGCUAAGACCAGACCAUGUCAUUACCGUGGAGGCAGGUUUAGUCGUUAUUUGAGGACUAUCCCUGCCUCCAGGUCUGGUCCUGACCAGAAGGAUACUGGAAUCAGCAAGGGAAACCCACAUGACCUGAAAGUGUUGCUGUGCAAUGCCAGGUCAAUAAUGAAUAAAACCACUGCCAUCCACGACCUGAUUGUGGAUGGAGGAUUUGACCUGGCAUGUGUGACAGAGACCUGGUUGGAUGAAGCAGAUGGGCCUGUCCUUGCCGCUGCUUGCCUACCGGGUUUUUCUUACGCACAGCAACCCAGGUCAUGUGGGCGGGGAGGGGGGGUUGCAGUGAUUUUUAGGAAGUCAUUAGUCUGCACCAGGCGUCCUAUUGGGAAGACCCAGUUCUCUGAGUGCAUGUUCUGGAAGUUGGGCAAUAGGGGCAGUACAGGAUUCCUAUUGGUGUACCGACCUCCCCGCUGCACCAAGGAUUCCCUGCCCGAGCUGCUUCAGGUCGUGGCGGAUAUGCUCCUGGAGACACCUAGCUUGGUUGUCAUGGGGGAUUUUAACAUCCAUGCCGACACAACCUUACAAGGGGCCACUCGGGACUUCGUGGAAAGCAUGGCCUCCAUGGGGCUGUCCCUGAAUAAGUUUGGCCCAACUCAUAGCCGCGGACAUGCCUUAGACUUGGUGUUUACCUCUACGGAUGUUGGUGAUCUGAUAUUAACUAAAAGCGAAACAAAAGAAGUGCCAUGGUCAGAUCACUUCCUGGUGCAACUGGACUUCUCCGCGACCCUUCCCCUCUGCAGGGAGGUGGGAUCGAUUCGGAUGGUCUGCCCCCGCCACUUAAUGGAUCCAGUUGGCUUCCAGAGAGUGGUAGGGGAUGUUUUAUCCCAAGUUGAUGGCCUUUCAGCUGAUUCCCUGGUGGCCCGCUGGAAUGCGGAGUUAACCAGGGCUAUUGACUGUCUGGCUCCGAAGCACCCACUCCGAUUGCAUGGAGCCCGGACAGCCCCGUGGUUUUCCCCGGAGCUGAGGGCGAUGAAACAAUCGUUGAGACGGCUAGAGAGCCGGUGGUGGAAAACUCAUUCUGAAUCAGACUGGACACGGGCUAGAGCUCAACGUCGAGCCUACCAAGUGGCAAUGGCAACGGCAAAUAGGGCCUUCUUCGCCGCGUCCAUUGCAUCUGCAGAAAACAGCAGCAGGAGACUUUUUCAGGUGGUUCGCAAUCUAUCGGAACCACCUGCACCACUUGGGCCUGGUAGGGACCCCAAGAUCUCCUGCAAUGCUUUUGCAAAGUUUUUUGCAGAUAAAGUCGCUCAGAUUCAGAAGGAGGUAGACUCCACCGUGGGAGCAGAGCCAGGGCGGGAGAGUGCUAGAGUUCUGUCUAGUCCUGUUGUUGUUUUAGUCGUUUAGUCGUGUCCGACUCUUCGUGACCCCAUGGACUAGAGCACGCCAGGCACUCCUGUCUUCCACUGCCUCCCGCAGUUUGGUCAAACUCAUGCUGGUAGCUUCGAGAACACUAUCCAGCCAUCUCGUCCUCUGUCGUCCCCUUCUCCUUGUGCCCUCCAUCUUUCCCAACAUCAGGGUCUUUUCCAGGGAGUCUUCUCUUCUCAUGAGGUGGCCAAAGUAUUGCAGCCUCAGCUUCAGGAUCUGUCCUUCUAGUGACCACUCAGGGCUGAUUUCCAGAAGAAUGGAUACGUUUGAUCUUCUUGCUGUCCAUGGGACUCUCAAGAGUCUCCUCCAGCACCAUAAUUCAAAAGCAUCAAUUCUUCGGUGAUCAGCCUUCCUUAUGGUCCAGCUCUCACUUCCAUACAUCACUACUGGGAAAACCAUAGCUUUUACUAUACGGACCUUUAUUGGCAAGGUGACGUCUCUGCUUUUUACAUGGGAUCAAUUCCAAUCUGUUACCUCCGAGGAUGUGGACAGGCUGCUUGGACAAGAGAAACCAACCACCUAUCUCCUUGAUCCUUGCCCAUCGUGGCUGAUAAAAGCGAGCCGGGAAGGGCUGGGUGAUGGGCUCUGCGGGGUGGUGAAUGCUUCCCUCUGUGAGGGAGCCUUCCCAGACCAGCUGGCGGUCAUUAAACCGCUUCUUAAAAAAACAUCUUUAGACCCAGCCAAUUUGGCCAACUAUCGCCCAGUCUCAAAUUUACCAUUCUUGGGCAAGGUGAUUGAGCGGGUGGUUGCCAAACAACGCCAACCCCACCUGGAGGAUGCGGACCAUUUGCAUCCCUUCCAAUCGGGAUUCAGGCCUCACCAUGGGACUGAAACUGCCUUGGUCGCGCUGGUUGAUGAUCUCUGGCGGGCUAGGGACAAAGGUGAGAGCUGUUUCCUAGUUCUGCUGGAUCUCUCAGCGGCCUUUGAUACCUUGACACCAUCGACCAUUACAUCCUUCUGGACCGUCUAGAGGGGCUGGGAGCUGGGGGCACUGUUAUACGGUGGUUCUGCUCCUUUCUCCUGGGCCGUGUCCAGAAAGUGGUGGUGGUUGAAUGAGUGUUCAGACCCCUGGGCUCUCACUUGUGGGGUGCCUCAGGGUUCCGUCCUCUCCCCCAUGCUUUUUAAUAUCUAUAUGAAGCCGCUGGGAGAGAUCAUCAGGGGGUUUGGACUGGGUGUUCAUCAGCAUGCAGAUGACACCCAGCUCUACCUCUCCUUUAAAUCAGAACCAGUGAAGGCGGUGAAAGUCCUGUGUGAGUGCCUGGAGGUGGUUGGAGGAUGGAUGGCGGCUAACAGAUUGAGGUUGAAUCCUGACAAGACAGAAGUACUGUUUUUGGGGGACAGGGGGCAGGCGGGUGUGGGGGAUUCCCUGGUCCUGAAUGGGGUAACUGUGCCCCUGAAGGACCAGGUGCGCAGCCUGGGAGUCAUUUUGGACUCACAGCUGUCCAUGGAGGCACAGGUUAAUUCUGUGUCCAGGACAGCUGUCUACCAGCUCCACCUGGUACGCAGGCUAAGACCCUACCUGCCCACAGACUGUCUUGCCAGAGUGGUGCACGCUCUGGUUAUCUCCCGCUUGGACUACUGCAACACGCUCUACGUGGGGCUACUUUUGAAGGUGACCCAGAAACUGCAAUUAAUCCAGAAUGCGGCAGCUGGACUGGUGACUGGGAGUGGCCGCCGGGACCACAUAACACUGGUUCUGAGAGAUCUGCAUUGGCUCCCAGUACGUUUCCGAGCACAAUUCAAAGUGUUGGUGCUGACCUUUAAAGCCCUAAACAGCCUCGGUCCUGUAUACCUAAAGGAGCAUCUCCACCCCCAUCGUUCAGCCCGGACACUGAGAUCCAGUGCCGAGGGCCUUCUGGCGGUUCCCUCAUUGCGAGAAGUAAGGUUACAGGGAACCAGACAGAGGGCCUUCUCGGUAGUGGUGCCUGCCCUGUGGAACGCCCUCCCAGCAGAUGUCAAGGCAAUAAACAACUUUUAAAAGACAACUGAAGGUAGCCCUCUUUAGGGAAGUUUUUAAUGUCUGAUGCUGUACUGUUUUUAAUAUUCAGUUGGAAGCCGCCCAGAGUGGCUGGGGAAAUUAUUAUUAUUAUUAUUAUUAUUCCUACGACAAUUGCUUUGCUGGAGAACUGCAUUGCCAAACUCACGAGUAGUGUGAAUUUAAAGGAUAUCCAUCUUUUAGCUGACAUAUAGUUUUGGAAUGUGCGAAUUUGGUAGCUUCGACUUUAAAUGCAAAUUGAAUUGAAUUUCUCCCCUGUCCCUACAUGCUGUGCCCAAGUUUAAACUGGAAAGUCACCCCCCAGGCAGACCUGGGCACAUAAUACAUGGUUGUCUGGACUGGUUCUCCCAACGAUUGCAAAUGGAAUCAUCAUUCCAACUCUGGAGGAAGGGAUUAGUCGGUGCAAAUAGGAUGUGAAAGCAAUAGUGUUAACAAAGGAAAUCUGGCCAGAUAUAAUUAGGACAAUGUAAGUAUAGUCUCACCCAUAACAGGCCGCUUAGACCUGCGGGAGGUGAAUGUGAGGGCUACUCCUUUCAGAACAUAAAACUAUAUAAUUGUAGAAUUGGAAGGGACCUUGAGGGUCAUCUAGUCCAACCCCCUGCAAUGCAGGAAUCUCAGCUCAAGCAUCCAGGACAGAUGGCCAUCCAACCAAUAUAAGCUUUGUUUCUCCUCUCACAGUUGGUGGCAUCUACACCGUGAUCCAGACGAAAGCCAAAAUCACGUUGGACGAAUGGGGGGAAAACUACUUCCUCAUCGGCCCUUAUUUUGAGCACAAUGUGAAGACCCAGGUGGAAGUCUGCGAACCUCCCAACGGAGCCGUGAAAAAGGCAAUGGAAUCCAUGAGGACCAGCGGGUGCCAGGUAAGCGGGAUUUCUCUCCUUUUGUUUCCUGAGGCAACUAAGCUGACUCACUCGGAGAUUAGCUGGUUCCACUAAUGCUCUUGUCUUUCUGCCUGACAUACUGGUCUCGGUCAAAGUCGAUUCAUUCCAGGUUAUUUUUGAGAAAGGGACCCGUUUAUCCAAUUACACGUUUUAAGAGUGCAUUUAUCUGGAAGUCUGCUUAAUGGGAUUUCGGCCUUUGGCUUUCCAGUCCCCAAAUAAUGCAGUCAGAUUUCUGUAGACACAAUAUGACCUUAUCUAUGCCUGGCUGGAUAAGCAUGUAAUUCUAUCUGUCUAUCAUCUAUCUAUCUAUCUAUCAUCAGUAGCUUUUUAAAUUUAAAAAUCUUCAUAGUGUAAAAUAAAUUAGAAAAGUCGAGAAGGUACAUGCAAUUUCAUUUUAAUGAUCUCUUUCAAUGAAAUUAUAAAAUGUGCUUGAUUGCAAUUAUUGCUGAAGUGUUAACGUCUUGCCUUCUAAUAAUAUUUUAAAGAGCUUAAUAUAUUAUAUGAAGUAUAAUGUAUAUUUAUGUGCGUGCGUGCAAUUUUCUCAAUAAAAAAAUUUAAAGGUACGUUUUUAACUAUGCAAUCUAAGAAAGAUAUCAUUGGAAGUCGUGAGGCAGAAGGAGGUAUGCAAACGUAAUGGAUAAAUAAAUUGUUAAACCGAGCAGGGAAGGUUGGGCUGGAAUUACUUGCCGUUGUUCACCACCCAGUAAACUUCGUGGCUCAGCCUUAGUGUGAACAGUAAGCCAUUACAGACAAAGCGAGUUUAUUCAAUCCACAUAAAUAAAUGUGAGGGCCUCUCACACUGCAGGAGAGUUGCAAAAGCAGUGUGUUAACCCAGGGGAGUGGCCAGGCAUUGUACGGCUGCCUUUUGUGAUUGUGUAAUCGUGGCAAAGGGAUCGAAGUGUAGACCUGAAAUUUGUUCCAGUGUGGUGCUUGUUUUGCUCAUAUGAGCCAAAUUUCUAAGGAGCAUAGUUCCCAAAGGCAUGUUUUUAUGGCUGCGCCAAUGGUGUUUUGCAAUCCUUUGAGGGCUGAGUUGAGCAUUCGUAUGGCAGUUGCUGCAUCCAUGCUGUUCGUGGGCAGCGUUCCACUGAUCAGUAAUGACCUAUUGCAAACCAGGGGCUAAUUCUAACAGGACAGCAUAUAGCUCAGCAGUAGAGAGUACAUACUUCGGGAUGCAUUAAAAAAAACUCCAAUUCAACCCCCUUUUUCUCCAGGGAAAAGGCAUCAAGGAAACAAGCCUAAUACAAAGGAGAGCCAGUGUGACUUAGUGGUUAGUGUGCUAGACUGGGGCAUGGGAGACCAGGGUUCAAAUUCCCAAUUCAGCCACGAAGCUCACUGAGCUACCACCAUGUUCACUAACUGGAGCUUCUCUCUGUUAUCUACACUAUCCCCCUGACAACUGCACACUUUCAGUGCCAAGUUAAACCCUGCAGAGGCGCCUAGGCAGUUGAAUCUUGGGGGGGGGGUGGCUUGCAAAUUAUCUCCUAAUACAUUUUGGAUUUUAGGUAAAGGUAAAGGUACCCCUGACCGUCAGGUCCAGUCGUGGCCGACUCUGGGGUUGCGCGCUCAUCUCACUUUUCUGGCCGAGGGAGCCGGCGUACAGCUUCCAGGUCAUGUGGCCGGCAUGGCUAAGCCGCUUCUGGCGAACCAGAGCGGCGCACGGAAACGCUGUUUACCUUCCCGCCAGAGCGGUACCUAUUUAUCUACUUGCACUUUGACGUGCUUUCGAACUGCUAGGUGGGCAGGAGCAGGGACCGAGCAACCGGAGCUCACCCCGUCGCAAGGAUUCAAACCGCUGACCUUCCGAUCGGCAAGUCCUAGGCUCAGUGGUUUAACCCACAGCGCCACCCGCGUCCCUUAAGAGUUUGGAUUUGAUAUCCCGCUUUAUCGCUACCCGAAGAAGUCUCAAAGCGGCUAACAUUCUCCUUUCCCUUCCUCCCCCACAACAAACACUCUGUGAGGUGAGUGGGGCUGAGAGAACCGCUGACCUUCCGAUCGGCAAGUCCUAGGCUCAGUGGUUUAGACCACAGCGCCACCCACGUCCCUAUUUUGGAUUUUACCAACCAAUAAUUUAAAUCCACCAAUUUUAUUGCACAAGAUCAAAACAAUAUUAUUUUGAUCUGCGUUUGCGGAGCCCCUAAAAGACAUGGGGCCCAUAGACUUGUGCCUACUCUGCCUAUUUAAUGGUAAUCUGGCACUGCACACUUUCUUUUUAUUUUACAUUUAUGUGCCAACAUGGUGGGUUAACCCUAACAUUUAUUUCUCCCUUUUAUCAGGUGUAUUUUGGCAGGUGGCUGAUAGAAGGGAGUCCGUAUGUGGUGCUGUUUGAUAUAGGAUCAGCGGCUUGGAAUUUGGACAGGUGGAAAGGGGAGUUCUGGGACGCCAGCCAAAUUGGAAUUCCUUACCACGACCGAGAAGCGAAUGAUGUGCUUAUCUUUGGGUCGCUAACUGCCUGGUUCUUCAAAGAGGUACUGUACUAAGGUUCGCACAUUGCACCAUGUACAUCAUAUGCCAAUAAUAAUAAUAAUAAUAAUAAUAAUAAUAAUAAUAAUUUAUUAUUUAUACCCUGACCAUCUGGCUGGGUUUCCCCAGCCACUCUGGGCGGCUUCUAACAAAAUAUUAAAAUACUGUGGUCUGUUACACAUUAAAAGCUUCCCUAAACAGGGCUGCCUUCAGAUGUCUUCUAAAAGUCUGGUAGUUGUUCUUCUCUUUGACAUCUGGUGGGAGGGCGUUCCACAGGGUGGGUGCCACUACCAAGAAGGCCCUUGGCUUCUUGCAGUGAGGGAACCGCCAGAAGGCCCUCAGAGCUGGACCUCAAUGUCCGGGCAGAAUGAUGGGAGUGGAGAUGCUCCUUCAUUCAGAUUUGUAGGUGUUGGAAACAUACGUCUCCAACAAAAUGUCAGGCUUCAGUGUUGCAUCCAACUAAGUUAUACUCAAAUUAGACCCAGUGAAAUUCAGGAACCUAAAUUAGCCUUGCCCAUUCAUUUUAAUGGGUCUCCUCUAAGUAUGUCUAGUAUUUGAUACAACCCCAUUACUUUGAAGUACAGUCGUACCUCGGAAGUCGAACGUCUUGCGAGAUGAACGUUUUAGCUCCUGAAUGCUGCAAACCCGGAAGUGAGAGUUCUGGUUUGCAAACGUUCUUUGGAACCCAAAUAUCCAUCACGGCUUCUGCGGCUUCUGAUUGGCUGCAGGAGCUUCCUGCAGCCAAUCAGAAGCCACGCUUUGGUUCCUGAUCGUUUUGGAUGUUGAACGGACUUCCAGAACGGAUUCUGUUUGACUUCCAAGGUAUGACUGUAAUCACAUAGCUCUCCUUCGUGACUUUAAUAAAACAGGUGUGCUUUUGAAUGUCCUUCAUUCUUUAAACAUGGCUCAAAUACCACUUUACUUUCUAUCUCUUUCCAGCUCUCCGAUCAAUUUGAAGACAAGCCCAACAUCAUUGCCCACUUCCAUGAAUGGCAAGCAGGGCCUGGUCUGAUCCUCUGUAGAUCCAGGAAGAUCCCAGUCGCAACCAUUUUCACAACUCAUGCAACCUUGCUGGGAAGGUACCUGUGUGCAGCGAGUAUAGAUUUCUACAACCACCUGGACCAGGUAAGGAAGAUAACAUUGUCUUGCAUUCCCUUCUGACCACAAGUCACUGUUGGUUUUGCCAGCUGUCUUAGGGUGGAAGUUACCUGAUCAUGGGGCCUAGAACAACACCCUCAUAAGCCAAGGUUACAUUAUAUUAUUACUAUGGCAAAGCAACAUCCAAAACCUUAAUUAAUCGUAUUAUAAAAUCUUCUGUCCCUGUACCAAAUUAGCAUUAGCACUUCACACUGAAUAUUUUCCAAAGCUAUGACUCAGUUCCGGUAACCACUCUAUGGAAUCUACUGUCUCUGUAAUUUCCUUCCCCAAACUCUUUAGAUUGUCAACUUGUAUGUUAAAGUUCCAGUUUUUGCAUUUCCAUUCCUCUCAAGUUGGUAGAUAAUUUUUCUGCUGACUGCCUAUCAUUAUUGAACAUAGAACUGCAUAUAUCAUAGCAAGGCAAUGAUAGGUAACUGUCCCAUAUGCCACAAUUCAUUUGGUAGGCAAAAAAAAAAAAAAAAGCACAUUUCUGUUAUUUUUGUACUGCAUCAGUAAAUAUUUUAAUAGUUCCACAAACUCUUUUGUAUCUCCAACACUGGUUGACUUUCUCUGUGAAGACCAAAAAGCAAGUCUCCUUUCUAUUUAAAAGAGGGACAGCUUUACCUGUGAUGAGGCUGUAUUUUAAUAUUUUAAUGUUUCAAUAUUUUAAUGUUGUAUUUUAAUCUUGUUUUAAAGUUGUAUUCAUUCAAUUUGUUUUUAUUAUUGUUUGUUAGCUGCCCUGAGCCUGGCCUUGGCUGGGGAGGGCAGGGUAUAAAUAAAAAUUAUUAUUAUUAUUAUUAUUAUUAUUAUUACCAUUAUGCAAAGCGAAGCUGCUGCCCAUCUAGUAGAGGGUGGUUGUUUUUUUUAGGAGUAGCAGAAAGGUUUUGGAGGACAGUGUGCCAAACAGCCUGCCUUGCACACCCUAAGCUUGCUUUUUCCCAUGCCAGAUGGUGGAGUCUGCUACUCUGUCACCAGUAUUGCAAUAAGAUUCAAUUUUCCUUCGGCACAUGAAAUUGCAGAGGAUGUCAUUUUGUGUUUGCCUAUCUUGGAUAGAAAACUCUGUUAGGAUAGAAAAAUCAGUUGCAUCUCUGCAUCAGGAGCUGUAGUGGCAGUAGCACAGCUCUGGGGAAAACAAUUCCAGGGCUUAUUUCAAAGCAGGAGAGUUUAUGGGGUGCCAGAGUUGUCAGAUCUCCCUUGCUCUGGGUAGUGAAAUGAGGUGUCAUUCAGGUUUUCUUGCAACAGAUUAGUUCAGAGGAAGUGAGGGAAUGAGGGAAAUUAGCAAGGAGAGUCUGGGUCCUUCUUUCCUUUUCUUUGACGGGGUUCCUGCUUCAGACUAGCAAUUUAAUGGUAACAUUUCUUUGCAAGAUUGUUUGCAUUUAUAAUUAAAAGCCAAAGAUUGCAUUUCAGCUGGCUGAAGAUCUCUUGUUGAAGUUUUACCAGUUGCAUCCAUGCAGUCGGAAGAAAGCACCACUAAGUUCAGUUACUUCCAGGAAACUAUACGUAGGAUUGCAGCUAUGCUUGUCCUUAUACAUUGCGUGUAUAUACUGCUGCUCUUUGGGGUGAGGGUUACAGGGUAGAUCACAAUGAGUUACUGCACUUCAGAAAAAUCACUGCCACACCACUGAUUGGGAAUAACUAAUGGUCCAACCACAUGCAAUGCAGAAACAUGGCAGAAUUUUGCGUACCCAGGAUGCGCUGAUUUGAAAGAUGUCAGAGGAGUGUUACAUCUUAGAGGAACAGGUGUUUCUGAUUCACAGGAAGCUAUAAUUAUUUAUGCAGGUCAUUUCCCUCUAACUUGUCCUUCACCAACAUUGUGCCCUCCAGAUGUCUUGGGCCAUAGGUGCCAACUCCCUGGGUGCCGAGUGCCCACAAAAUUCCCCGUGAAGGGGCUGGGCACCCACAAAUUUCAGUACCAGGGCCAUGCACGCUGCAUGGCACCCACAGGCCCGGGCACCCACAGUCACAGGGCCAUGCUGGCACUCCUGCCUUGGACUAUAGUUCCCAUCAGCCCUAGCCAACACAGCGCUGAUGGGAGUUGUAGUCCCAAACAUCUGGAAAGAAUCAGAUUGGAGAAGCCUGCACUGACUGUGAUCUGAUGCCACACAGCUUUGGAAUAUUCAGUCUGGAGAAUUGCAAAGCCUCCAAGAAUUCCAAAUGUGCCCAAAUAUUCCAAAUAUCGUAUUUUUUGCUCUAUAAGACGCACCAGACCACAAGGCGCACCUAGUUUUUGGAGGAGGAAAACAAGAAAAAAAAAUAUUCUGAAUCUCAGAAGCCAGAACAGCAAGAGGGAUUGCAAUCCCUCUUGCUGUUCUGGCUUCUGGGAUAGCUGCGCAGCCUGCAUUCGCUCCAUAAGACUCACACACAUUUCCUCUUACUUUUUAGGAGGGAAAAAGUGAGUCUUAUAGAGCAAAAAAUAUGGUAUUAAAUGGCAUGUUAGUGAUCAAGUCAAAAGUCCUUUAACUGUGGGGGGCUAAUGGGAUUCUACAGAUUAUGGAUGGCAUCUACAUGAAUGGCUGACAUUUAAAGGGUAUUAAUACAGGAAAUGUUGCCAGUUUGAUUCUCACCCCCCCUCAUAGCUCUUCCACAGAUACUUACAGCGCACUAAAGCUCUUUCCGACAAAUGCUAACAUUUUGUAAGAGAUCAGCUGUCUUAAUGAGGGCGUCUUUGGCUGUGAAAAGGUCACUGAGGCCCAAAAGCUCAAGGAGAGGGUGGGGGUGGGAGGGUGGAAGCAGAAGGCUUGAUCUCCAAAACACUCGUGAAAAAAGACAGUGCAGAUGGGCAAGUUCGUAGGAGAUUUCCUUACCGCUGCCUCUUGGUAAAAGACCAUUAAGGUCAAAUGAGUGAUUUGUCCAUUACUAAAAGACUCCUGGUCCCCAAGGCAUGCUAGUUUGCUCUGACCUUUUUGGGGGGGAACAGACAUUUCUCGAAAGGCUGCUUCUCGAUUUCCCGCUUCUGAACUCCAGACGCGUCGCUAUGGGCCUCGCCGCUUGUCUUUUUAAAGACGUACUAGAAAGCAGGGUGUUUGAUUUGCUUAAACAAAUGCAUGCGUUCCCCAUCUGCUCUCAGAAGGGGUCAACGGAGGCAAGCUAGGAAGGUGGUGUAGCAAUCGCCAGAGUAUUUUGGUGGUGGUGGGGAGGGAGGGUCACAGGCCAAACACACUGAAAGCCUCACACAUAAGAACAGUCUGCUGGAUCAGGCCAAUUUCCCAUCUAGUCCAGCAUCCUGUUCUCACAGUUGAUCAACCAGAUGUCGCAAAAGGAAGCUGGAAUGGAGCACCAGUAGGGUUGCCAUAUUCCAAAAACCAGGACACCCUGAGAGUUAUUGAGCUUCUUUUUAGGAAGACCCCAGAACAGUUGAGCUUUCUUUAUUUUAGGAAAACCCGAAAGCUGUUGAGCUUUCUUUUAUGAAAGCGCCAAAAAAUAUAUAUGCAACUUUUCAGUUUGCUUGCCUAAGAUCCAGGACAAACUGGUAUGCCCCGCAGAGGACCUUAAGGUCCACAAAUAACAACACUUCGGAGAUCCCGAGCCUCAAGGAGGUUAGAUUGGUUUCAACUAGGGCCAGGGCCUUUUCAGCACUGGCCCCGACAUGGUGGAACACUCUGUCACAAGAGACUAGGGCCCUGUGGGACUUGACAUCUUUCCGCCGGGCCUGCAAGACAGAGCUGUUCCACCAGGCCUUUGGUUUGGACUCGGUCUGACCCUUAUGUCUUCCCACCCCUUAUGGUCUUGAUUUAUUGGCUACUUUAAAAUGAGGCUGCAUUUUAAAAUUGCAUUUUAACCUGUAUUUUAAAUUGUGUUUUUUCCCCCCUCUCUUUUCCCUCUAUUAUCUUUUUACUGUGAUUUUAUUUUAUUGGUGUUAGCCGCCCUGAGCCUGGCUGUGGCCAGGGAGGGCGGGGUAUAAAUGAAAUAUAUUAUUAUUAUUUAUUAUUAAACUGCCGCCUUCCAGGAAUUCCCCCCUAGAUAUGACUUCUGCCUUUGAAAUCCUGGUAACGUCUGGGAAAAUCCAGACAUACGGCAACUCUACAGCCCAGCAGCACUCUCCCCUUCCUGUGGCUGGUAUUCAGAAGCAUUGUUGCCUCCAGCUGUGGAGGCAAAACUGUUAAGUUGUGGGUGAACAUAUCAGACAACACAGCGAUUCUUCAAACAGCUCUUGUUUAUUCACAGGCCAGAACAGAACUGAACUGAAGGGUUCAGCCAGCCUGCUUAUAUAGAGCUCCAGUACAACGUAACUGUAACCAUUUUCUAAAACUAUCCAAUCACUGAACGUCACUUUCAAUCCCUUAUUUGCAUAUGUGGACCUGAACUAUCUACAGUAUCCCCUGCUGGCCCAGGGUGAGAACUUCAGUACAUAACAAAAACAGAGGCCCCCAUGGCUAAUAGCCUUCGAUAGCCCUCUUCUCCACGAAUUUGUCUAAUCAUCUUUCAAAGCCAUCUAGGUUUGUGUCCAUCACUGCCUCUUGUGGGAGAGUUCCAUAGUUUAACUAUGUGUUGCUUGAAGAAGUACUUCAAUUUAUCUUGACCUGGAACUCCCACCGCAAUUGGCAGAAGACUCUAUCAAAUCUUCUCCACAUGUUCAGUGAAUGUGAGGAUUCACACUGGAAACACACCUGACCUUUGGGCGGGGAGCAUGUUUCUGGGAAUGGAGUUGAGAGAUGACCUAACCUGGGGAGAAAACAGCAAAGACCUGAUGAAGAGAGCACAGCAGAGGUUAUAUUUUCUGAGAAUCCUCCGGAAAAAUAAUCUCUCAAAGGACCUGUUGAUGGCAUUUUAUCAUUGUACUGUUGAGAGUGUAUUAACUUGUGGUCUGUGUGUGUGGUUUGGGAGCUGCACGGUCAGGGGAAAAAACAAUGCUGUCCAAGGUUGUAAAGACUGUGGAGAGAAUAAUUGGGUGCACUCUUCCCACCUUGGAUCAAAUCUAUGCUUCCAGGUGCCAUAAGAAAGCUGCAGAGAUAGCACAGGAUAGUGCGCACCCCAGAAAUGAUCUCUUUCAGCUUCUGCCUUCUGGAAGAAGGUACAGGUUUAUAAAGACUAGGACUAGCCGCCUGAGAAACAGUUUCUAUCCAAAUGCGAUUUUGGUUUUAAACGCAGUGUAAGGAGUCUGCAUGGGAGUAUAUUGUAUUUAAAAAUGGGGCAUCAGAGUUUUUAGGGGGCUAACCAGGUUGGGAUAGCAGGCUUGUUGGUUUUCGAAUGUCUUAUGUAGAUUUUUUCAAUUUCAUUGUUCUGUAUGGGACAAUGACAAUAAAGAUUGUCGUAUUGUACUGUAUUGUAUAAGGUCUGAACAAAGGGACCUACCCACACAUAGCUGCUGGUGCACAGGUGUCCUAAAGCCAGCGUUCUUCCAACUUGAUUCCCCAGAUGUUGCAGGACUACAACUCCCAUCACCCAUGACUCUUGGCUAAGAUGGCAGAGGAUGAUGGGAUUUGUAGCCCAGCAACAUCUGGGAGCCCAAGAUUGAAGGACACUGUCUAAGCAAUUGGAGCCUUCUGUGCCAUUGAGGAUCCUGUGACCAUAUGGAGCAGGCGCACUCCUAGACCUGUGGCAAACAUCCCUUUUCAGACAUUUGGACUUGACAUACGCAGGUGACAGGCAGGCAGGGCCAGUGUGGCACUCGGCAUCAAGAGAAAGGAGUCAACACACAAAGUGGUAAUUCCCGGUCCUGCACACAUUCAAUGUACCUGGUGGGAAAGGUCUAGAAGGGGCUAGAUAGACUCAUGUACAGGAGCUUCUCCUGGACUUCCCCACUUCAGGUUGCAGCUGGGGGUGACAAUGUCAAUAGAGAAAAGACAGUCACAGGACUGAGAAAUUGCACAAAACAAAUGAAAUACCGCAAUAUUCACAGUAGAGUCCUCAACCCUUAUUACUGUGCUUUGCUUUCUUCACGUUGGGCUUUGUUUAAAACUUGCCAUUUAGGUUUUCAAAACUUUUUUGUAAAUUCAGUAUUAGAAACUGUACUUUUGAGUCCUCAAUCCUUUAUUACUGUGUUUUGCUUUACCUAGGUCGAGCUAGGAUUAUAAUACUUCAGAAUUUUGGGGGGUUCUACCCCUUUUUUUGAAUUUUGAAGUUUAUGAUUUUUCUAUUUCCUUCUGAGGAAACUGAAUAGUUCAGUGAAACAAGGUUUGUAGCCGGCAUCCCGUUAAGGCUUUGUUCAAUUUUAGGUUUUCCUAAUUUUUUUCCUUAAGCUUUUUGAUUUUUAUUAUUUAGUUUAUUUCCACAAGAUAAUAUUUCUAGUCGAUUACUUCGGGGGUGACAAUGUGGCUGAAUUCAGACAGCCCCUUUGGUUGAACUUGACAAAGACCUUUCUCUUCCACAAAGCAUUUUGAGGAAUCUUUUAUGAUAAAUGCAUGAUUUUUAUAGCGUUCAUGUGUGGCAUUUUUUGCAACUUAGUCAAUUAAGCAGCAUAUAAAUAUCUGCAAUAAAAAUAAUUAUAUAUAUAUAGUGUUGGGAGCAACUCUCUAGGCAGGCUGAGGGUCCUGCAUUCAUUUUAUUUUUCUAAAGUGAGGGCUUUUAAAAGCCUCCUUAGAAUUAUUCCGCAGCGCAGCUCAGGGGGUCUAGUAAUUGGAUCAUAAGCCUUUCACUUCUAGGUCAGCAGUUCAGAGCUGUUAAAGACCUAAAGCCCAUUAGAGGUUGAGAGAGCUAUUUAGUGGCAUAUGUUGGAUUGCUCCAUUUCUUUUUUGCUGCCCUGCCCCCUGGGACCAAGAGUGAAGAUUUGUGGCUCUUCCAAAUGACAACCGACUAAGGAGGAGCUUGUAGGAGGAAUGCGGAAAGUGAGCAGUGAAUGAUUAGACAGUGUCUGCCCACCUGCACUGCUGUUAGCCAGUACAGUGGUACCUCUGGUUACGAACUUAAUUUAUUCCGGAGGUCCAUUCUUAAGCUGAAACUGUUCUUAUCCUGAGGUGCGCUUUCGCUAAUGGGACCUCCCAAUGUGUGCACACUUCCAGCACGCAAUUUUCGUUCUCAUCCUGGGGCAAAGUUCACAACCAGGAGCAGCUACUUCAGGGUUGGCAGAGCUCGUAACCUGAAGCAUUCAUAACCAGAAGCGUUUGUAACCAGAGGUACCACUGUACUGUGUAACAGAGCCCUGGAAUAAACAAUGAGGGGAACAAUGUCCUGCUUAUCAGCUUCCCAGAGCAUUUUGCUGGCUCAGAGAAUGAAAUAAUAAUAAUAAUAAUAAUAAUAAUAAUAAUAAUAAUAAUUUAUUUGUACCCCGCCUAUCUGGCUGGGUUUCCCCAGCCACUCUGGGUGGCUUCCAACAAAAUAUUAAAAUACAAUAGUUUAGUAAACAUUAAAAGCUUCCCUAAACAGGGCGGCCUUCAGAUGUCUUCUAAAAGUCUGGUACAGUGGUACCUUAAUUCGUUCUGGAGGUCCGUUCUUAACCUGAAACUGUUCUUAACCUGAAGCACCACUUUAGCUAAUGCGGCCUCCCACUGCUGCCAUGCCGCCGCUGCACGAUUUCUGUUCUCAUCCUGAAGCAAAGUUCUUAACCCGAGGUAUUAUUUCUGGGUUAGCAGAGUCUGUAACCUGAAGCAUAUGUAACCCGAGGUACCACUGUAGUUGUUUUUCUCUUUGACAUCUGAUGGGAGGGUGUUCCACAGGGCGGGUGCCACUACCGAGAAGGCCCUCUGCCUGGCUCCCUGUAACUUGGCUUCUCGCAGCGAGGGAACCGCCAGAAGGCCCUCGGGGUUGGCGAACGUUUCCGCUGGUGUGCUGGAUCUCACUGACGCAUGCCACUCUUUCCCCGCUGGCUUUCGGAGCCAUGGCCGGGUAGGAGGAGGCACCUGCUGCUUCCUAUUGGAGCUUCCUGCAGCCAAUAGGAACUUGUAGCUGUGUCCCAGAAGUGAGUCCCCUGGCACAGUGCAGCGGUUUAGCUCCCCACUGGGACUGACCGAGCAGGCGGCAAGGGCCGGGGGCCAGUUUAACGACCCCCUCAUGCUUUAUCCGGCUCGCGGGCUGUAGUUUGCUGACCCCUGAAAUAGAUGGACCUUUCUUAUUAUUGACAGGAUAGGGUUGCCAUAUUUCAAAAAGUGAAAACCCAGACACAAAACACAAAGUUGUUGAGCUUUAUUUACCGUAUUUUUCGCUCCAUAGGACGCACUUUUUCCCCUCCAAAAAUGAAGGGAAAUGUGUGUGCGUCCUAUGGAGCGAAUGCAGGCUUCGCUGAAGCCUGGAGAGCGAGAGGCAUCGGUGCGCACCGACCCCUCUCGCUCUCCAGGCUUCAGGAAACUAUCCGCAAGCCUUGCAAGCCCGGUGGGAGUUCCCGCGGGCUCACAAGGCUUGCAGGCAGCAGCCUGCAGCCCCGGCGAGUGUCCGCAAGCCUUGCGCGCCCGGCAGGAGGUCCCGCCGAGCGCGCGAGGCUUCGGGCGGCCGCUGUCGCCCGAAGCACGGGGAGCCCUCCAGAGGGCUCCCGUGCUUCGGGCGAGUGUCUGCAAGCCUUGCGCGCCCGGCAGGAGGUCCCGCCGAGCGCGCGAGGCUCGGGCGAGUGUCUGCAAGCCUUGCGCGCCCGGCAGGAGGUCCCGCCGAGCGCGCGAGGCUCGGGCGGCAGCCUGUCGCCCGAAGCACGGGGAGCCCUCCGGAGGGCUCCCCGUGCUUCGGGCGAGUGUCUGCAAGCCUUGCGCGCCCGGCAGGAGGUCCCGCCGAGCGCGCGAGGCUUCGGGCGAGUGUCUGCAAGCCGUGCGCGCCCGGCCGGCGGUCCCGCCGAGCGCGCGAGGCUCGGGCGGCAGCCUGUCGCCCGAGCACGGGGAGCCCUCCGGAGGGCUCCCGUGCUUCGGGCGAGUGUCUGCAAGCCUUGCGCGCCCGGCAGGAGGUCCCGCCGAGCGCGCGAGGCUUCGGGCGGCAGCUUGUCGCCCGAAGCACGGGGAGCCCUCCGGAGGUGCGUCCUAUGGGCCGGUGCGCCCUAUAGAACGAAAAAUACGGUAGUUUUGCCCAAAAUUAUUGAGGUUUCUCCCCCCCCAAAAAAGUCUCUUUUAAAAAAGAAGAGUUUUUCAGCUGUUUUAAUUAAAUUCAUCCCCCCAAAAAUGGACACUGUUUACGGGGGCAGAAUACCGGCUAUGUCCAGGAAAUUUCGGACAUAUGGCAAUCCUAUGACAGGUGGACUCAAGCCUGUGACAGGUCUUGAACCAGCAAUCUGAGCUGGGAGUUUAAGGCUGUGUACUUCCAACCAUCUCUGGCCAAAGGAUAGCGCUGCAAGGAGACUUAACCACUCUGUAAACCCUCUUUCACCAAUAGUCUAGGUCGAGUCAGAUGCUCCUUCCUCCCUCAUGUAAACAUUCCUCACUUGGUUUGAGAAACCAGGAUAAUGGUGGCUAAUAAGCCAAUGAACUACUUUGCCUUCCCUGCAAAAGAGUGGGUCUAUGACAUAUUUUUUCCAUGUAGGGUAGCUGUCGCUUAGGCACAGCAGAAUUUGCCUCCAGUCAUCUAGACUGACUGAUGGCUCCUUUGCCUGUUCUUCACUUUAGGGGGGAACGUGAUCAUGUCAGAGCUGAUCAACUGGCCCUUCAGCGCCGGCUCAAGUAGUCUGUGUUAAAAGUUAGUAGCCAGAGAGGGAAAGCACACAGCCAACCAAGAGAUAAAAAUGAGUGACAGAAUUGUCACAAUAUGGCAGGACAUUGCUGCAGGCGUUGUUCGAAACUCCCAUUCUUGUAGGCUCAUUUUGUGACAGGGAAUUGCUUGAUUUCAUAAAAUUUAUGCCCCCCUUGAUUGUAAAACAACAACAGCACCUCAAAGAGGUUUACAGAAAGAUAAAACAAUAAAAUGGAGAGAGAGAAAUCACAACCAUAUUUUAAAACAUACAAAAAAAUACUAGAACAGAUUAAAGUCACCUUACCUUUCUAAGCAUCUGGUUAGGCUUGCCUAAACACGAAUGUUUUUAGCAGGCGCCAAAGGAAAGGUGCCUGCUUGAUUUCAAUAGGCAGGGAGUUCCAAAGGCCAGGGUACAGUGGUACCUCGGGUUAAGAACUUAAUUCGUUCUGGAGGUCCGUUCUUAACCUGAAACUAUUCUUAACCUGAGGUACCACUUUAGCUAUUGGGGCCUCCCUCUGCCGCCGCCGCACAAUUUUUGUUCUCAUCCUGAAGCAAGUUGUUAACCCGAGGUACUAUUUCUGGGUUAGCGGAGUCUGUAACCUGAAGCGUCUGUAACCCGAGGUGUUGUUGUUGUUUAGUUGUUUAGUCGUUUAGUUGCGUCCGACUCUUCGUGACCCCAUGGACCAGAGCACGCCAGGCACUUCUGUCUUCCACUGCCUCCCGCAGUUUGGUCAAACUCAUGCUGGUAGCUUCGAGAACACUGUCCAACCAUCUCGUCCUCUGUCGUCCCCUUCUCCUUGUACCCUCCAUCUUUCCCAACAUCAGGGUCUUUUCCAGGGAGUCUUCUCUUCUCAUGAGGUGGCCAAAGUAUUGGAGCCUCAGCUUCACGAUCUGUCCUUCCAGUGACCACUCAGGGCUGAUUUCCUUCAGAAUGGAGAGGUUUGAUCUUCUUGCAGUCCAUGGGACUCUCAAGAGUCUCCUCCAGCACCAUAAUUCAAAAGCAUCAAUUCUUCGGCAAUCAGCCUUCUUUAUGGUCCAGCUCUCACUUCCAUACAUCAGAGGUACCCGAGGUACCACUGUAUUAUGUAGCACCUGAUGUUUAAAUUCAUUGUAAGUUGCCUAGACACCCUGGUGUUGGGUGAUAUAACAACAACAAUUCCCAAGAGCAUGAAGGACAGGAGCACUCAGUAUAGUCACAGGCUGGAAUCAAGCGAUGGAGUGAGCCAUCAGAAAAGUCUACCCCAGGGGUCAGCAAGGUUUAUCUUGCCUGGGCCGGAUCGGUCCUGCGGAGAUCCCUCCGUGGGCCAGAUCACACGAGCGCGUGAGCACGUGCCCCCGCGAUUUCCGGCACCGCGGAAGAGAGUCCCCAUGCUGCACUGCGCUGGUUUAGCGCAGCGCGUGAGUGGGCAACUCGGUUUGGGGGCAGCUUGUAGGCUGGUCAAAUGACCUCUGUGGGCUGUUUCUGGCCCAUGGGUCUUAGGUUGGUGACCCCUGGUCUACCCUGUUGUACUGUCUCAUCAGAUAAAUUCCAGUCAACCUGUCCUUCAACUCACCAUAAGGCUAUUAGAAUUCCAAGGCUCUUGGACCAGGCUGCCAAGAGGGAAACAAUGAGAUUUCUCUCACAACCUUGCAGAGCGGGUUCAAAGGCUAGACAUCAUGUAUGGCCUUGGCAAAGGGUCAUGGCUGGAAUUCAUAGGGGAGGCAAAUAAUAGGAGGAGAAGGAAUUGUCUGGUCUAUAAAUGGAGACCUGUCUUCUACGGAUAAAUAGGAUUAUAAUGGUGCGCCUUGAUGCCUAAGUCUGCUCAGAAGAAGCAACUGGCCCCCAGGAUUAGGGGUGAUUGAUAAAUUCAAUUUCUGUUAAUUCCAGCGUGAACUGACCUGGUCUGCACCUCCUGCGCUAACGGGCAGAUCGGAACCUGCCGCCUUCGCACUGCUAUGGAUUUUGUGGUGCCAUUGUUGGCUCAAAAGGCAAAGCAAAGUGCAUUGGGACACAUAUCUUAGGAUGGAACAUGUUUAGAACUGUGUACAGCGGUACCUCGGGUUACAUACGCUUCAGGUUACAUAUGCUUCAGGUUACAGACUCAGCUAACCAAGAAAUAGUACCUUGGGUUAAGAACUUUGCUUCAGGAUGAGAACAGAAAUCGUGCUCCGGCGGCGCGGUAGCAGCAGGAGGCCCCGUUAGCUAAAGCGGUGCUUCAGGUUAAGAACAGUUUCAGGUUAAGAACGGACCUCAAGAAUGAAUUAAGUUCUUAACCCAAGGCACCACUGUAUACAGAGAUAAGGCUAGAAGAUGAAAUGUGCAUUUUCUGAUAAAAUACUGAUCCAUCCCUAACAAAACACGAGCCUUUCUGUGUGGCCUUGGGAUGCUCCCCAAGCCACAUACCCUCUCUGCAAGCCAUGCCCCCUCACCAACCUUCCCCCACCGCCACCUUGAGUAAUUUUGCCAAGCUGGAAUGUGUCCUGGAAUUGUGAUAAUGUUCUUUGUUUGCCUGGAGGAGAGAGAAAGAAUGAGAGAGAGAGAGAGAGAGAGAGAGAGAGAGAGAGAGAGAGAGAGAUUUAACAUCACAAUGGUAAGACUCCUAUCCAUUGCUCCUUCCACCACCCCCUCACCAGCAUGUUGCCUCUAGAUGGUUGCCCAUGUUGCAAUGCGGGAGUCUGAAAAAGGUUCCCCACCCUGACUUUUAAUUAUUAUUAAGAUUUUUAAAAAUGAGAAUAUUUCAACUGAACAAAAUAAAAUAGAAACAGAAAGGGGGGGAGAAAGGGGGAAAGGUAUAUUAUAUCACUGUACAGUGGUACCUGUUUGCGAACGGGAUCCAUUCCAGAGGCCCGUUCGCAACAUGAAAAGCGCACAACCCGCAGUGGCGUGUCUGUGCAUGUGUGGGUUGCGAUUCGGUGCUUCUGCGCAUGUGCGAGCAGCGAAACCUGAAAGUAACCCUUUCUGUUACUUCUGGGUCGCCGCGGGACAUAACCUGAAAGAAUGUAACAUGAAGCAAACGUAACAUGAGGUAUGACUGUAUAUGCCAAGAACUACAAUUCCACAUAUGCUUACCUAGUAUAUAGGUAUAUAAAUUUUAUUGUCACCCAAAUACAUAUAUGGUUAUUUAUAACCUACUUAUUACUUUUAAUAAAUGCAUUCCAAGUAUCACUAUACUUGUCCAUACAGCGUCUAUGUCUGCAAGCAAUCCAUUCAUAAGUUGCGAGUGUUGCCAUAUCUGCAAUCCAUUGACUAAAGGGAGCCAUAGGUUUAUCUUUCCAGUGCAUCAAUAUCAGUCUUUUGACCAUAGCAGGGGCACACAAAAACCCCAUUUACAUUGUCCAGUUGUCAGAUUCCAUAUAGUAGGUACGUCAUUCAAAAGAAUAGUUUGAAAAUGUCCACUAUUUCCACACAGUCAUGUUUAUACAAACCGAUACUUUCUCCCAAAAUGUAGUAAGUGAAGCACGUUAUAAAAACAGGAGUUUCAAAAAAGCAUUAUCCUUAUUACCCCACCACCCCUGAUUUAAUCAACUGUCUGUAAUUAAAAAAUUGCUUCCCUGGGGGGGGGGGGGAAGCUUACAUAGAUUUUGCAUCAGAUGUCAUAUGGCACUGGAGAAACUGAAGAUCCUCUCCACUCCCAAUCUUCAAGCUGGCUAUUAAUGUCCUGGAUAGGAGAGUUGUGGUCUGGAACAUCUCCCUGACCUUGACUUUGAGGGAACCACCCAUGGUCUCCCAGCCAUAAAGGAUCACUUAAGACUAAGAGGAUUGCAAUUCAACUGUAAUCAUUGACACCUUAUUAGAGUUAAGAAUUGGUUAACAUUGUGGAGAUUUGGCUUUUGCGGGUGGAAAACAGGUGAUGACCAUUUGAACUCUUAAUCGAGCGCUCCGACAUCUCUCUUGGGGUUCCACCACGUCUAAUCUCCAUGCCCUGUCGCCUUCCUUUCCCCUUUGAACUUUCUGUGUCAAUGCGAUAGACUUGCCCAGGCACUUGUUGACCUCAUUUCUAAGAUACCCUUUAGAUGUUGGGUGACUUGGUGAAUUAGAAUUUGUCCAGAAAGCUCACAUAUUGGAGGUCAGGCAUACCAUCUCACUAGAGGCACCGCUUCUGGUUCAGAGAUUUUCCUUUAAAUGUGCCCCCCCAAAAAAAAAACACUCCACCACUCUGGCUGAAUAACUUGCCUGUACACUUAGGCCAUUUGUGGAGGUACGCCCACCAUCUGACAAGUAAUUAUUGUUCUCCCUUUUGCUGUCCAACAGUUUGACAUAGAUAAAGAAGCAGGCGAGAGGCAGAUAUAUCACCGGUACUGUAUGGAACGGGCCUCUGUGCAUUGUGCCCACGUCUUCACCACAGUCUCUCAGAUAACAGCCAUAGAAGCAGAGCACAUGCUCAAGAGAACAGCUGGUAAGAUCAAGAUGUCGGAGGGGAACUGGUGCCAAGAGUUGAGAAAGGCUCUAGUUUUGCCACACCCUCUUCCCCACUGAGUCUUAGAAGGGCAACAAAGUUGGCAGCCAGUAACAACUUCCGGAGGUUGGGGGGAAAUGCCCUGUUUGCCUUGAUGGACCACCUUCCUACUUAGUGGGAAACUGACGAUGUUCUCUGUUUAAAGCACAGGUUGAAUGAAGUCUUUGCAUAUGGUUAAGCCCUGGUAUAUGGUGGUAUUUUGUGAAGACGGGGAGGUAAAAAGGUAAAAGGUAAAGGACCCUGGAUGGUUAAGUCCAGUCGAAAUCGACUAUGGGGUGCGGCUCUCAUCUCACUUUUCAGGCCGAGGGAGCUGGCGUUUGUCCACAGACAGCUUUCCGGGUCAUGUGGCCAGCAUGACUAAACCGCUUCUGGUGUAAUGGGGCACCAGCAGUACCUAUUUAUCUACUUGCACUGGCGUGCUUUCAAACUGCUGGGUAAUAAUAAUAAUAAUAAUUCUUAUUAUUAUUAUUAUUAUUAUUAUUAUUAUUAUUAUUAAUUUUUUGAGGAAGUUCACAGCUCAGAGACAGGCAAACAGAAGAGUUGGGAAGUGUUAGGAGAAGGGCGAGGGGAGAUAGAAGCAAGAGAGCCAGAUGACACGUUGUCACUGGAGAGUAUUUCCCACCCCCCCUUCCCCCAGAACUUGAUGCUCAUUAAGAGUGCAGGAACAAAGGACUCAAAGCCAACUGAAUGCGAGUGGCCACUGUAAGGGCAAAUGCUGUUGCUAGGAAAGAGGGAAGAGGAGCUCAGUUGGAGCAACUCAAUUACCAGGGCAUACUGCAUUCUUUUGUCUCUUGCUGUUAUGAAUGAAUAAACUCAUUAAAAAGGACUCUGCCUUGUUCUCUCUGCUUCUUGCUGGCACCGGAUAAGGAACAGAAUUCCCUGACAACAGAGUUGGCUGGGAUGCAGAAAGUGACUUGUUCCAUUUGUAAUGCAUCUUUCACUGGCCUGUGUCUAUUACAAUCCAGUGAUAUGGCUAGAGGAUGUGCACUGAGGUACAGCAAUGAUGCCCACCAAAAAUUUUUUUAAAACAAAUUCAUGGAGGAUGAGGCUAUCAAUGGCUUCUAGCCGCCAUGCAUAAGUUCAACCUCCACUGUCAGAGGCAAUAUGCCUCUGAAUGCUGGUUUCUGGGAAGCACAAGUGGCGAGAGGCCUCUUGCACUCGUGCUUGCAGACUUCCCAGGGGCUUCUGGAUGGCCACUGUGAGAAAAGGAUGUUGGACUAGCCGGGCCAUUGACCCUGAUCCAGCAGGACUCUUCUUAUGCUGGGUAAGACAGAGGCAGAAUUAAUUUCCAGGCGCAAUUCAAAGCGCUGGUGCUGAUCUGUAAAGCUUUACAUACCUUAAAGCAGGGCUCAGCAACCUAAGGCCCAUAAUGCCCAUAGGUGGCCCGCGGAGGUCGUUUGACCGCCCCCAAGCCGCCCCCAAACUGAGCUGCCCGCUCGGGCGCUGCGUUAAACUGGCGCAGCGCGACGUGGGGACUCACUUCCAUAGUGCAUGGGCAGACGCCAAAAAUCGCAUCUGCGCAGCAAAAGUGCAUCUCAUCCUACAAGCAGUUUUGGCUUAGGGCCCUCGUAUCUAUGGGACGGCCUCUCCUGGUCUGCCCCGCAGAGGACCUUAAGGUCCAUGAAUAACCAUUGUUUAGAGGUCCCAGGCCCUAAGGAAGUCAGACUAUCCUCGGCCAGGGCCAGGGCCUUUUCAGUGAUGGCUCCGACCUGGCGGAAUGCUCUGUCCCAUGAGACUAGGGCCCUUCAGGAUUUAACCUCCUUCCUUCGGGCCUGUAAGACAGAGCUAUUCCGCCUGGCCUUUAAUUUGAAUUCAGCCUGAUCUUUUAUUUCCCUUCUCUUCCUUCCCCCUCCCCUUUUAUGAAGAUCACCCACUCUGAGACCCCACAGCUAAUUCUCCCCUGGCCUCCUUGCUGGUCCAAGUAGGACCAAUUCAGCCAGCUAGCCCUGGGGAUUAUCUAAUUGAUUUUAGAUUUUUAUUGUUAUUCAUGUUUUUAUACUGUAUUUUAUGCUGCUUUUAUAAUUAAGUAUUUUAAAGUGUUUUACAUUUGUUGUUAGCCACCCUGAGCCCGGUUUUUGAACCGGGAAGGGCAGGGUAUAAAUAAAAUUAUUAUUAUUAUUAUUAUUACUACUACUACUACUAUUACUAAGAAUGGACCUCCAGAAUGAAUUAAGUUCAUAACUGGACAUACCCCUGUAUCUCUAGGUACGAUUCUCUCAACUCUGCAAAUCGCAAGCUGUUUUGAUCGUAAUGCCCUUGCGUAGACUUCAGGCUUAAUGAUCUACUGCGGCAGGGAUCAUCGACCCCUUCUUUGAGCAACGGCCAAAUUUCGCAACUUUGCAGAAUGACAUGCCAAGUCCGGCAUCUCUGACACAGGGGUCCUCUGUAGGUCUGCAAGCUUGAGUCAGCCUCACCUGUAGUUAGAUUAAUCUAGGAGUGCAGUAGCACUUGGGGCAAGAGAGCACCAGCUCUCACUUGACUUCCUACAGCCCUUACCGACGCUGCUUACCAGUAGGUAGAGGGGGAGGUCAGGUGAGCAGCCCUCUCCCACCAACCACUGCUGCAGAGGUGGGCAAUGUCAGGCAAAAACCACCCCAGUUUACAGAAUAACCUCAUCUUGUUUAAGGUUAGAGGUGGUGCUAUGGUGUAAACCACUGAGCCUCUUGGGCUUGCCGAUUGUAAGGUCGGUGGUUCAAAUCCCCACAACGGGGUGAGCUCCCGUCGCUCUGUCCCAGCUCCUGCCAACCUACCAAUUCAAAGUGUUGGUGCUGACCUUGAAAGCCCUAAACGGCCUCGGUCCUGUAUACCUGAAGGAGAGUCUCCACCCCCAUCAUUCUGCCUGGAUACUGAGGUCCAGUGAUGAGGGCCUUCUGGCGGUUCCCUCGCUGCAAGAAGCCAAGUUACAGGGAACCAGGCAGAGGGCCUUCUCGGUAGUGGCACCCGCCCUGUGGAACGCCCUCCCACCAGAUGUCAAAGAGAACAACAAUACCAGACUUUUAGAAGACAUCUGAAGGCAGCCCUGUUUAGGGAAGCUUUUAAUGUUUGAUGCAUUACUGUGUUUUAAUAUUUUGUUGGAAGCCGCCCAGAGUGGCUGGGGAAGCCCAGCCUGAUGGGCAGGGUAUAAAUAAAUUAUUAUUAUUAUUAUUAUCAUCAUCAUCAUCAUCAUCAUCAAUGCUGCCUUCCUCUUCUCCUGCAGCAUCAGGAGAAGGGGGUGGCCUCCAUCAUUCCUCCUCCAUCUCUCCUCCUUGAGUCCAAUCCCUGACACCUAUCGAGAAAAGAGGGAGACCCUGUUCCUUCCACAUCUUUCAGAUCUACUCAGCUGCUGCUGCUUUCACUUUUCUUUUGCCAGAUGUCGUCACUCCAAACGGGCUGAACAUUAAGAAAUUCUCUGCUAUGCACGAGUUCCAGAAUCUGCACGCCACCUGCAAAGCUAGGAUCCAAGAGUUUGUUCGAGGCCAUUUCUAUGGGUAUGUUCAAAAAAGGGACAAUUGGGUUAUUCCAAAAUGUUAGGGUAGACCCUGCCCCAGACACCCAAAACCCCAUUCACAGUUUAUCUGUGGGACUGGGAAAUAGCCUUGCUGGCAGACAGAGGCGCCAACUUGGAGGAGUGAUUGGGGGAGCUGACAUCACAUGUGUGACAUCAGGACGUUGAGGGGGAGCUGGGGGAGGAGCCAAACGGCUCAACGGCAGUGGCUCCUCCUUCAUUUCCUCCUGGUGUUGCCGCUGGCAGGAGGCCACUUUGACCCUCCUUCCCCUCCAUGGCAGGGAGGAGAAAGAGCUGGCUGCUGGGGGUAUGUUUCACUUGGCUCUGUACUUUUGGGUCAUCGGGGGUCCCAGCCCCUAACCCAAAAAUAUAGGGAGGGGGACAAAAGGGUUUGGCCCCUAGGUACUGGCACCCCUGCUGGCAGGAUUGCCAGUGUUUGACUUCAAAGAUCCUGGGAUCUGAGGAAGGGUGAGGGCGGAACUGUGAGGUGGGGCAAGGGGACUCCACUGGACUUCAUUAGGCCUAGUGAUUGUGGGGGAAGGGAUUCAAUCCAGUUAACAUUUAAAGGCAAAUGCGCCUAAUUCACAUUUUCCAGCACAAUUGUUGUCAAUUAGUCGUUUAGUAUUGGCCGACUCUUCGUGACCCCAUGGACCAGAGCAUGCCAGGCACUCCUGUCUUCCACUGCCUCCCGCAGUUUGGUCAAACUCAUGUUGGUAGCUUCAAGAACACUGUCCAACCAUCUCAUCCUCUGUCCUCCCCUUCUCCUUGUGCCCUCCAUCUUUCUCAACAUCAGGGUCUUUUCCAGGGAGUCUUCUCUUCUCAUGAGGUGGCCAAAGUCUUGGAGCCUCAGCUUCACGAUCUGUCCUUCCAGUGAGCACUCAGGGCUGAUUUCCUUCAGAAUGGAUAGGUUUGAUCUUCUUGCAGUCUAUGGGACUCUCAAGAGUCUCCUCCAGCACCAUAAUUCAAAAGCAUCCACUUUUCGGCGAUCAGCCUUCUUUAUGGUCCAGCUCUCACUCCCAUACAUCACUACUGGGAAAACCAUAGCUUUAACUAUAUGGACCUUUGUCGGCAAGGUGAUGUCUCUGCUUUUUAAGAUGCUGUCUAGGUUCGUCAUUGCUUUUUCCCAAGAAGCAGGUGUCUUUUAAUUUCGUGACUGCUGUCACCAUCUGCAAUGAUCAUGGAGCCCAAGAAAGUAAAAUCUCUCACUGCCUCCAUCUCUUCCCCUUCUAUUUGGCAGGACGUCAUGGGACCAGUGGCCAUGAUCUUCGUUUUUGUUAUGUUGAGUUUCAGACCAUAUUUUGCGUUCUCCUCUUUCACCCUCAUUAAAAGGUUAUUUAAUUCCUCCUCACUUUCUGCCAUCAAGGUUGUGUCAUCUGCAUAUCUGAGGUUGUUGAUAAAUCUUAAUUCUGGCUUGGAAUUCAUCCAGUCCAGCCUUUUGCAUGAUGAAUAUAAGUUAAAUAAGCAGGGAGACAAUAUACAGCCUUGCUGUACUCCUUUCCCAAUUUUGAACCAAUCAGUUGUUCCAUAUCCAGUUUUAACUGUAGCUUCUUGUCCCACAUAGAGAUUUCUCAGGAGACAGAUGAGAUGAUCAGGCACUCCCAUUUCUUUAAGAACUUGCCAUAGUUUGCUGUGGUCGACACAGUCAAAGGCUUUUGCAUAGUCAAUGAAGCAGAAGUAGAUGUUUUUCUGGAACUCUCUAGCUUUCUCCAUAAUCCAGCACAUAUUUGCAAUUUGGUCUCUGGUUCCUCUGCCCCUUCGAAAUCCAGCUUGCACUUCUGGCAGUUCUCGGUCCACAUACUGCUUAAGCCUCCCCUUGUAGAAUUUUAAGCAUAACCUUGCUAGCAUGUGAAAUGAGUGCAAUUGUGCGGUAGUUGGAACAUUCUUUGGCACUGCCCUUCUUUGGGAUUGGGAUGUAGACUGAUCUUCUCCAAUCCUCUGGCCACUGCUGAGUUUUCCAAACUUGCUGGCAUAUUGAGUGUAGCACCUUAAUAGCAUCAUCUUUUAAAAUUUUAAAUAGUUGAGCUGGAAUAUCAUCACUUCCACUGGCCUUGUUAUUUACAGUGCUUUCUAAGGCCCAUUUGACUUCACUCUCCAGGAUGUCUGGCUCAAGGUCAGCAACCACACUACCUGGGGUGUACAAGACAUCGAUAUCUUUCUGGUAUAAUUCCUCUGUGUAUUCUUGCCACCUCUUCUUGAUGUCUUCUGCUUCUGUUAGGUCCUUACCACUUUUGUCCUUUAUUAUGGUAAUCUUUCUACGAAAUGUUCCUUUCAUAUCUCCAAUUUUCUUGAACAGAUCUCUGGUUUUUCCCAUUCUAUCGUUUUCCUCUAUAGGAACUGAAACACAGGCAUCAUCCAAAGUUCACACUUCUCCAAAUUUUACAAUGCAAUUGUCCAGCCAAGUGUACAAAAAGGAUUCAUGAGGGCAACGUGUGCCCUAAAAUCCAUAGAUUAGUGAAAAUAACAUACUAGGAAAAAUUGCUUGCAAAGUUUUGCCAAUGAGUUUCUUAAGAGAAAUUUUCACUAAAAUGCUAAGAAUUUUUUUAAAAAAAUUGUAAACUGCUGUGGAAAUGUAGAAAACAGAAUUUAAGAUGGAAAAAAUGAGAAACUGAGAGGACCACAAUAGACAGAAUCAUCUAUUGCUCUCAUUAUUCCAAAGAGCAGAGAAUAUGCAGCUUUAGUUACUGGGAUAGAGGAUUUACCAACCUGCAUUGAGGUCGCUGGCAAUCCAGGAGGAACCCGAUUUGGCCAGAUUUAUAAACAGAUACAGAAAACUUACUGUUUCAUCAGGCUUAGAUUUUGCUACAUCAAGCGCUACAGAAUAUAGAACAAUAAAUAGCAGCAACAGAGUGCUGUGACGGAUUGGGUAUAGAUUGCGUGCGAUAUGGAGGACCACAGUUUACUCAUGAGAGCCAGUGUGGUGUAGUGGUUAAGAGCAGUGGACUUGUAAUCUGGUGAGCUGGGUUCGCUUCCCUGCUCCUCCACAUGCGGCUGCUGGGUGACCUUGGGCUAGUCACACUUCUCUGAAGUCUCUCAGCCCCACUCACCUCACAGAGUGUUUGUUGUGGAGGGGGGGAGGGAAAGGAGAUUGUUAGCCGCUUUGAGACUCCUUAGGGUAGUGAUAAAGCGGGAUAUCAAAUCCAAACUCUUCUUCUUCUCUUCUUCAUCCGGGCUUUAUGUUCUUAUUGUUAACAACGGCUAUUAUUAUCUGAUUAACAGUCUAGUUUCAUGCUUUAAUGGCUUCUAAGCAGUGCACAGUUUUAAAUAAACAAUGAAACAGUUCCAUCCAAAUGCUAAAAGCACCCAUUAUUUAUAAUACACAAUGAAGUAGGGGCAUUAAAAAGCAUUACAAUUAAUAAGUAAACAAACAAUUAAAAAAAACCAUCAAGUUCAGGGGGCUGCUUGCCCAGACAGGUGUGUCUUCAAGAGCUGGCAGAAUGCCAAUGCAGAUGGGGGCACUCAUAUUUCAGCCAGGAGGGCAUUCCACAACGCUGGUGCCAUCGCUGUGUGUGUUGGCUAGUCAAGAUUCACACAGAUGAGAAGUAGAACAGGAAACCUGCAGUGUUGUUGCUGUGUCAAUGACCUUCAGUUGGCAGCACAAUUUACCAGGAGCCCUCUUUGAUCGACCACUUGACCCAUUUUACGUUUGUUUGCCCUUGCUUUCAGACACCUUGAUUUCAACCUUGAAAGGACUUUGUUUUUCUUCAUUGCUGGGAGAUACGAGUUUUCAAACAAAGGAGCCGACAUGUUUUUAGAGGCCUUAUCAAGACUGAACUUCCUCUUGAGGGUAAGAAAGAAUGCAAACCCAUAUGAGGCCGCCUUAGUCUGUUUCCCUCGCCUGCUCUGACUGGCAGCUGUCCUCCGGGACCCAGAGACAGAGCACGAUGGAUUGAGUUGGCAUCCAUCUGUGUCGAAAGGCAGUGGAAGAGUGCAAAUACAUUGCAUGUGAGAAGGACCAAAUACUGUUAGAGAUGCUGGGGACUGCCACUGAGAUUUUAUGCAUGUACUUUAUGGGUCCUACCUCUUCACAAAGCUCAACAAGGGUAUAAUACAGACUCCCAUAUGUAUAGUGCAAUGGAUUUCCACAGUCUUUGCCACUUGGUUGUCUCAGAUGCAGCACACACAUAGUCAAAUCUGAUAUGGAUGGGCUAGGGGAAGACUCAUAGUGCAAUGGAAGGGCAUCUGAUUUUUGCAUUGGGACUAUCCUUAGGCCACACCUCCUAUUCCUAGGCCACACCCCUCACCACCUCUGCUUUACAUCCUCCAUGAGUGUUUUUGCCUGGCUGGAAUGUGUCUUUGAACUCUGAUAAUCCUUCUUGCUUGCAUGGAUGAAUAUUCUUUGCUCCGUCCACUUUGGCCCCUUGCAACAGCAAACAGUGUCAUGUGGCCCCUAGGAAGUUGACCAGAACGGAAUGCGGCUCUUGGUCCGAAAAAGGUUUCCCAACCCUGGUGUCAGUGGUCUUUCGGAUAACGUGGUUCCAAACCAUUUAGGUCUUUAAAGGUCAAGCAAGAUGAACAAUAAGGGGAGGGCAUUGCAAAAAAUCUCUCCCUGUUUUGACAGCCAUCUUUUCUUUAUUCAGGUGCACAGGAGCGAUGUCACCGUCGUGGUGUUCUUCAUAAUGCCAGCAAAUACCAACAAUUUCAACGUGGAAACCCUGAAAGGCCAGGCAGUCCGGAAGCAGCUAUGGUAAACCUCUUUCUUUCUCUUUUGGCGUGGCAAAGCAAAAGAGUUAAUGGCAGGAGCGAGCCAGCAGUAAAUCACACAGAGCAAGUUGAAGUUAACUCUUUAUUAGCAAAAACAGGAUCUGCACAGGAGUGUCAGGCCUAAUGAGUAGAGCAACUCAUCUCUGGCAGGUCCUGCCCCCAUGAGGCAGGAGCCAAGACUGAAGGUCCCUGUCUCCCCUCAGUCGCCUAAGCCUCCUCCUCUCCCAGAUCCCCUCCAAGCAAUCUGAGACUCUGCUGGCGCACAUGUUUCAUACUCUCCAACAUUUCUCCAAUGAAAAUAGGGACGUCCCAUUCCAUAAUGACAAUUUUACUAUUUAUACCCCAGACAUCUUACUGGGUUGCUCCAACCACUCUGGGCAGCUUCCAACAUAUUUAAAGACAUAAUAAAACGUUAAACUUUUUUUUAAAACAACAACAACACUUCCCUAUACAGGAUUGCCUUCAGAUGGCUCAGGAGUCGAAUAACUCCAUACCCCACAACAUUUCUCCAAUGAAAAUGGGGACGUCCUAUGGAAAAGUGGGACAUUCCGGGAUCAAAUCAGAAACCAAGAUGGCUUCUCUAAAUCAGGGACAUCCCUAGAAAAUAGGGACACUUCGAGAGGCUGCUGUCUCUGCUCCUCCCUCUUCAUGCCUCUCCUGGUUCUGGGAGACCAAGGGGGAGUGGAGCUUGUUGCAGCAGGAGGGGGAGGAGGCAUCCAUGAAUUUUACCAGCCGCACUCAUAUCUGCGUCUUUGCCUCCCUCCUCUCCUGCUUCUGAGUCUGGGCUUCCCUCUGCCACUUACUCCCCCAGCUCACUAAGCCCUGUUACCUCUUCAGCUUCCGACACCUCCGCCUUCCAGUCUUCUCCCUCUUCUCCCUCUGACCGCUCCGCAUUGUCCCACCACCAAUCCCCUGGCUCUGAGUCUUCUUCCUUUGGGGGUUCCCUGCUAGUUCCUCCCACCAUUCCUCUGUGUCCAACCAGUCCGUGACAGUCAGUGACUGACUGGUUGAUUCAUGACAGUCCAUGACAGUCCAUGACUGAUUGAUCGACUGAUUCUGGUGUGUGAAACAGCUGGUGGGUUUCACGUUUGCCCAAAGGGUGAACCUGACCAAAUUAGAUCCAUUAAUUUCAGGAGGUCCGCUCUAAGUAAAAUAUAGUUGCACACCACCCAAUUUAUUCUAUGAAAUAUCUGGAAGCUGACCCAGGACUUGCUCAGGCUGUGGUUCCCAGCUUACGCUUAUCGAAUUGUGUCAAUGCCCACACACCUGGUUCAAGACCCGGAUCUGAUGCUCAGUUUGCAACACGAGGGUGAACCCCGCUGUGCCUGCAAUCAUUAGGCAGGAAGGGGAAUUUUGGCAGGAGGAGAAUUGAAAGGGAGAAAAAAAGUUAAGAGAAAGAAUGAAACAGGAAGGAAUUUGGCAAGAGGCCGUUUUUCUUCUGCAUCACAGUAACUCUUGCUGUUUCUGGACCGUGUAUCCAACUUGCACUAGGUGUUUUUGAGACUGCCGCCUUGUGGUCUGAUAAAGUAACCACAUCCUUCUCUUUUAAAGGUGUUCCAAAUGAAACACAAAACUGUGUGUCCUAUGCCCAAUAUCUCCUUGGGGACCUGCAGUUGUAUGGUGUUUCCUCAGCGGGAGAGAUACAGAGAUCUCUCCGUAAUAGGAAAUACAUUUUCUUCCCUGCCCCACAGCUAAUGUCCUUGUGCAGGGUGAAACUGCAAUUCUGGAAGGGCGCGGGCAGGGCCACAUAUGCAUAUGCGAAUUUUAUAUGCACAGGUACAAGCUUAGAAAUAGUUAUUCAAAUUAAAUAGAAAAGCAAUACCUGUCAACACAGAGGGACGCGGGUGGCGCUGUGGGUUAAACCACAGAGCCUAGGACUUGCCGAUCAGAAGGUCGGCAGUUCGAAUCCCCGCAACGGGGUGAGCUGCCGUUGCUCGGUCCCUGCUCCUGCCAACCUAGCAGUUCAAAAGCAAAUCAAAGUGCAAGUAGAUAAAUAGGUACCACUCCGGCAGGAAGGUAAACGGUGUUUCCGUGCGCAGCUCUGGUUCGCCAGAAGCGGUUUAGUCAUGCUGGCCACAUGACCUGGAAGCUGUACGCUGGCUCCCUCGGCCAAUAAAGCGAGAUGAACACCGCAACCCCAGAGUCAGCCACGACUGGACCUAAUGGUCAGGGGUCCCUUUACCUUUACCUGUCAACACAGCAGGGAAAGCUGCAGCCAGGUGGAUCGGUAUGCCUUCUUACUCUGCUGCCCUGGUCUCACUGUCAAUGGGGAACUUCAGAGCCUCUCCUGUUUUUCCUUCUUCUGGUCUGUUAUCUUUAAACUAGACCUCGAGUAGAGGACUGUCAUCUGUAAAGCAUGACACAGCCACCUUAGAGAGGUCCAGGGAGUGAGCUGAAGGCUGGCAGGAUCUUGAGAUACCUUGCAGUAGGUGAUUUGGGGGACAGUGGAUUUGUGACCUGCUAGGACUGCUCGUGUUUGCUUACCUCCACCUGUGAUCUAUUGGCAUAUUUGUAAAUAAAGCAAGUAUGACAAUAGGGAUGUGGAGCCUGUGUCCCUUGCUGGAAUACAGUUCCUCUCAUCCUUGACCACUGGCCAUGUUGUCAUAGAUCUUUAGUGUUCUCUUCCUUGCAAAGGAAGCCAAACUGCUGCCCUUCAAACAUUUCUGCGAACAACUUUGUUCACCCAAAUGUCGUUAGAUUCCUCCUCCCAUCAGCCCCAGCCAGCCUGGCCAAUGGUCAGGGUUGAUGGGAGUUGUCGUCCAGCGUAUGAAGAACACCAAGUCAGGGGAUGCUGGCAGGAAAAAGAAGAAGCAGAGAUCAACAUGAUUCACAUGGGGAAAAGUGGAUCGGAAGCCUUUAAUGAUGAUCUGUUUCUUUCUCUCUCUCUUAGGGACACUGCGCAUUUGCUCAAGGAAAAAUUUGGCAAAAAGCUCUAUGAUGCACUAUUAAGGUGAGCUCUCAUUCACAGAAUCAUAGAACUGGAAGGGACCCAAAGGUCAUCUAGUCCAACCCCCUACAAUGCAGGAAUCUCAGCUAAAGCAUCCAUGACAGAUGGAUGCAGGUGUCUCAUAUUUCACUGUAGAGUUAUGUAUUUGCGUAUGAAGCUCUGGGUUAGUUAAACAAUCCCAGUGUUGUGGGCCAGAGAGAGCUCCUGCUUCAGAAAUUUUAAAUGAUUAUUUUGGAAAAUGCUUCCCUUCUUUUCACAAAAAAAGAUCUUCCCUAUUGCACCCACAGAGGAGAAAUCCCUGAUAUGAGCAAGAUCAUAGAUCGUGAUGACCUCACCAUCAUAAAACGGGCCAUCUAUUCAACUCAGGUUAGAGGCUCUUUUUUCUGAUUAUUUAAUGGAAAGCAGAAAAUUUGUCUUAUGGUCUAGCUCUCACUAGAGUAGUAAAUCUACAUACCAUCAAUAUCAUUCUUUUUAAAAAGUUGCUUAUUUUCUUUAAAUGCUAUGGGUUGUAUCCUGUUCUAGGCCUACUCAGAGAAGACCCAUUGAUGUUAAUGAGCACAACUAUUAAUUUCUACUCUGUAUAACUAAGUAUUAAUUUCUACUACCCCAAGGCCCAUUAAGGCCCGCUGUGUGGCUUACAAUAAAGAAAAACACAGCAAAAAUAAGAUAUAAAUAGAAACUUUUUUAAAAACAACAACAACCCACCCUUGAAACCUUAAAAGAGCAUGAAACGGUCAACCUCCUUCUGAAUUCAGAAGGUUCCAAAUAAAGUGGGGCCACUUCAAAAAGGCUAUGCUGGUGUUUAGACCCCAUUGGCUACAAACUUGCCUUUUUUGUCUGUUUAUUUGAAACAUGUCCCCAAAUGCACAUCUUGUUCUGUUGCAGCGACAGGGACUUCCACCAGUGACAACCCAUAACAUGAUCGAUGAUUCCACCGACCCGAUCCUCAGCACCAUUAGACGCAUCGGCCUUUUCAACAACCGGACAGAUCGAGUGAAGGUGCAGCUCUCAGGGCUUUAAAAAAUGUAUAUUUCCCUGUCUCCUCUGCCUUAAAAAACAUGGAACAGCUGGUACACAGAGUUUUGUUGUUGUUGUUGUUUAGUCGUGUCCAACUCUUCAUGACCCCAUGGACCAGAGCAUGCCAGGCACUCCUGUCUUCCACUGCCUCCCACAGUUUGGCCAAACUCAUGCUGGUAGCUUCGAGAACACUGUCCAACCAUCUCGUCCUCUGUCGUCCCCUUCUCCUUGUACCCUCCAUCUUUCCCAACAUCAGGGUCUUUUCCAGGGAGCCUUCUCUUCUCAUGAGGUGGCCAAAGUAUUGGAGCCUCAGCUUCACGAUCUGUCCUUCCAGUGAGCACUCAGGGCUGAUUUCCUUCAGAAUGGCUAGGUUUGAUCUUCUUGCAGUUCAUGGGACUCUCAAGAGUCUCCUCCAGCACCAGAGUACAAAGAUGCAUUAUUUUCAGAAGGCAGGAGGGAAUACAUGACACUGUCCUAAUCCAAGCCAGGUCAUUGGUCUUUCUCUCCUAGUACUAUUGCAUCUACGCGAGUUCCUUUUAACCAAACCAGCCAUUCCCACCCUUGAACCCCCAGAUGGCAACCAAGGCAGCCAGUUUUAAAAUAGGGGCUAUAUGAGGUCUAAACUAAACCCCAGCCAGGAAUCCUUAAGAUGCCAGAAGAGUCUUCAGUUUUUGCUGCAACAGGCUUAUUUAUUUAGUGUGAGCACCUUGAAUUGAGUCCAGGAACAAAUGGGUUAUAUGAGUUCUAAAUUAAAUGCUAGCCAGUAAUCUGAGUGCUGCAUUUUGUACCAAUUGAAAUUUCCAAGUCGUCUUCAAUGGGAAAGCCCAAUGCAGAGCGCAUUGCAGUAAUCCAAUUUGAAAGUUCCUUGUAGACGUCAGCCAUCCCACAUAGAUCAAUUAUGCUGUCCUCCUGGUUCCUGUGUGUGAAGAGCAGCUGUCACUCAUGUUGCAGGGCCGGAUUUAGGUUUAAUGAGGACCUCAGCUACUGAAGGUAAUGGGGCCCUUUAUUUGUCCAGCUGUCCUUUGUCAACAACAAAUUGUCCCUGUUUUUUGUGUUGAAUAUAUGCUAUGUGGUAAUUUAUGGACCUAAUAGGUAUCUAAAGCCAUUUGCACAUAACAAAAUAUGUAUUUUAUCAAAGUAAUAGUUGAACUGAAAUACAGUUAAGAAGAAGUAUAUUAAUAGUGAAAUACAAUUAAGAAGAAGUAUAUUACAUGCAGAAUGUAGGCACCCUAUAUAUAGAAAUGAGCAAACCAGUGAUAUUUUAGGAAGCAGGCUAGCAGGCGGGGCCCAUUACUUACAUCAUAGGAGCCUACACAACACAAAACACUGUAGUUGUAUGUAGGUUUUAUUUUAUUUGUUUUUUAUCUUAUAUUUUGGCAAUGUACAUCCAGGUUUUUUCCCCCUUUAAUUUUUUUUGGGGGGCGCCAAGAGAGUGAGGCCCUAAGCUAUAGCUUGUUUAGCUCAUACGUAAAUCUGGCUCUGCUUAUGUGGGUUUUGUCUCUGCUGGACAUAGCAAGGGACUGCUAGAUUUGAAAACUCCCCCUUUUUAAAUUAUACCUCUAAAGGCAAUGUUUAUGUGGGUUUUCUUCUUCUCAUUCAACUCUCCAGGUGAUCUUGCACCCUGAAUUCCUUUCUUCAACGAGUCCCUUAUUGCCGAUGGACUAUGAAGAGUUUGUCAGAGGCUGCCAUCUUGGGGUAUUCCCAUCAUACUAUGAACCCUGGGGUUACACUCCCGGUAAGCAAAUGACAGACUCACUGGCUUUUAUUGUAAGUCGCUCUACGCGGGGCUGCCCUUGAAGCUGACCCAGAAACUCCAGCGGGUGCAGAAUGCAGCAGCAAGGCUCCUUACGGGGUCCUUGCCAUGGGAUCACAUUCAUCCAGUGCUUUACCAACUGCACUGACUCCCGGUGGAGUACAGAGUCAGGUUUAAGGUGCUGGUUUUGACCUUUAAAGCCCUAUGAGGCCUAGGACCCACGUACCUAUGGGACUGCGUCUCCUGGUAUGCCCCGCGGAGGACCUUAAGGUCCACAAAUGACAACACUUUGGAGGUCCCGAGCCUCAAGGAGGUUAGACUGGUUUCAACUAGGGCCAGGGCAUUUUCAGUACUGGCCCCGACAUGGUGGAACGCUCUGUCACAAGAGACUAGGGCCCUGCGGGACUUGACAUCUUUCCGCACAGCCUGCAAGACAGAGCUGUUCCGCCCGGCCUUUGCUUUGGACUCGGUCUGACCCUUAUGUUUCCCUCCCCUUAUGGUCUUGAUGUAUCGGCUAUUUUAAAAUGAGGCUGCAUUUUAAAUUGCAUUUUAACCUGUAUUUUAAAUUGUGUCCUGUCCCCCCCCCCUCUUUUUCCCCUAUUAUGUUUUUACUGUGAUUUUAUUGGUGUUAGCCGCCCUGAGCCCAGCUCUGGCCGGGGAGGGCGGGGUAUAAAUAAAUUUAUUAUUAUUAUUAUUACAGUUGGGGGGCGCACAGUUUCAAUGCAGCCUGCUUCUGGUGUGACCCUGCAAAGUUGCACAUCACUGUGGGAGUUAAACCUUCUUUGUCUUUUGGCAGCUGAGUGCACCGUCAUGGGGAUUCCCAGCGUGACCACAAAUCUCUCCGGAUUUGGCUGUUUCAUGCAGGAGCAUGUGGCCGACCCAGCUGCCUAUGGUAAGGACAUUGCAGCCAUGGAACAGAUUAUUAAUGUGCUAGGGGUUUUAGCCAGCACAGUGCAUUUUCCACAUGCAUUUUCCCAACUUUGAGAGAUUGGGUUGAUUUGGUUGCAGGCUUUUGCGCUGCAUUUUUGGUUAAUAUUUUGGUUAUAGACUAAAAGGAGAAUUCUCUGGAUGCCUAGAUCCAGGUUUGGGGCAAUCACUCUUUGGUGAGAGAGCCCUAGCAGAGAUCUAAAAUCACAAAACAUGUAGCAAAGUAAAUCACGGAAAUAUAGGCAGUUAGGCCUUUAAAAUAUCCCCUUCUAAGUCACAAUGGAACCUUGGCUUAUGUACCUUCCUCCUUAAGAAUGCUUUGGAUAAUGAGCUCCGCUAACCCAGAAGUAGGUCUCCUGGUAGCGAACUUUGCCCUAGGAUGCAAGCAGAAGUCAUGAGCCGGUGGCAUGGCAGCAGCGGGAGGCCCCAUUAGCAAAAGCGCAUCUCAUGUUAAGAACGGUUUUGGGUUAAGAACGGACCUCUGGAACGAAUUAAGUUUGUCACCAGAGGUACCCCUGUAUUUCCUAAGUUUCCCACUUAGCAUAGAAAAAGACCACAUCUUUGGUGAGUUAAAAAUGGUUUACUUACAAACUCUUCAAAGGCCAGAUUCAUGUGCUUUUCCAUAUUUCAGCAAGACAAGAUAGGCAGGGUGACUUAGUUUCAAAAAUGGUAAUUUUCUAAAUUAUUUGCAUGGAAACACAAAGAUGGCUUGCUGAAGCCACACGGUCUAAGCUUGGAGCCUCUAGCUCAGAUAUCCUUACUGGAAGGGUUCACAUGAUGGCAGGAUGGAGGAAAGUCAGAGAACAAAGAGUUUGGUAGUCCUUCCUCCCAAGGUUAGGGGAUGUGACUUAGCUAAGCCUGGCAGAACGACUUACUCUAUGGUCUUAACCCCUCCAUGCAUUAAUUAGAGGUUGGUUCUAUGAGGCUGGAUAUAUCCCACAUUUUGGACCUUCCAAAGUUCCUCUCCAGUGUAAAAAGAGAGUGGGAGAAGAGGAGAGUUCAGAUUGGCUAUACAAAGCACAAGCGUCUCCACUUGAUGAGGAACAGGAUUUUGCAAAGGUCAUUAUCAUGCAUAAUGACAGAUGCAACAGAAACCUUCAAAGGCCAAAGAGCACCUGCAAACUCUUUUCUUUCCAAACUGGGUUUGUCUCCUGCAGGUAUUUACAUUGUGGAUAGGAGAUUCCGCUCCCCAGAUGAGUCCUGUAACCAGCUGACGCAGUUCCUGUAUGGAUUCUGCCAGCAGUCACGUCGGCAAAGGAUCGUCCAGAGAAACCGAACGGAGAGGCUCUCGGACUUGCUGGACUGGCGAUAUCUAGGCAGGGUACGCUGAACGAUUGCAUGUGUAUCUCGCUCCCUGUUGCUUGAGAUCAGGGGUUGGCGACUUCGGCCUAGAAGCUGAAUGCAGCCUUCCGGGCCUCUCUUAUCUGGCCCUUAGGAUUCUCCACAGGCCACACUGCCAACCCUGGCCACACCUUUCAUCAGCUCUAACCUCUCCUCAGGUGGAUUUUGCCUUGCUGAAAUGUAUCCUUGAACUGCAAUGCCUGACUGGGAGAUGGAGGCAUGUGUCUGUGUAUUAAUCUCUGACUUCUGCUUGGCUGAAAUGUUUCCUAAUGUGCAAGGCAAGAGCAACAUCCAUUGCUAUGCCUGCUUUUAAUAAUAAUAAUUUAUUAUUUAUACCCCGCCCAUCUGGCUGGGUUUCCCCAGCCACUCUGGGCGGCUUCCAACAAAACACCAAAAUGUAUACAAUACAAUAUAAACAUUAAAAGCUUCCCUAAACCGGUCUGUCUUUAGAUGUCUUCUAAAAGUUUGGUAGUUAUUUUUCUCUUUGACAUCUGGUGGGAGGGCGUUCCUCAGGGCGGGCGCCACUAUCGAGAAGACCCUCUGCCUGGUUCCCUGUAACUUGGCUUCUCGCAGUGAGGUAACUGCCAGAAGGCCCUCAGAGCUGGACCUCAGUGUCCGGGCAGAACAAUGGAGGUGGAGACGCUCCUUCGGGUAUACUGGGCCGAGGCCAUUUAGGGCUUUAAAGGUCAGCACCAACACUUUGAACUGUGCUCGGAAACGUACUGGGAACCAGUGUAGGUCUUUCAAGACUGGUGUUAUUUUUCAUCUGGUCCUGCCCACCACUAGUGCGUGCGCACACCUGCCCUCAGAAGAUUGCUUAUAAGGGAACACAACCCUCAGGCUGAAAAAGAUUCCCAACUCCCACUUGGGAUUAUUUGCUAAGUAGCUUUUGGAUAUAUCAGUACGUGAUGAUCAAGGGUCUGGAAACCAAGCCUUAUGAGCAACGGUUGAGGGAGUUGGGUGUUUAGCCUGGAAAAGAGGAGACUGAAAGGAGAUGUGAUAGGCAUCUUCAAAUAUCUAAAGGCCCACCACAUGAAAGACAGAGCAAGCCCAUUUGUUCCUGCUCUGGAGGGUAGGACUCGAACCAAUGGCUUCAGGUUACAAGAGAGGAGAUUCCAACUAAACAUUAGGAAGAACUUUCUCAUGACACAAGCUGUUUGACAGUGGAAUGGACACCCCCCCGGAAGGUGGUGGACUCUCCUUCCUUGGAGGUUUCUAAGCAGAGGUUGGAUGGCCAUCUGUCAUGGAUGGUUUAGUUGAGAUUCCUGCAUUGCAGGAGGUUCGACUUGAUGACCCUUGGGGUCCCUUCCAACUCUACAAUUCCACGAUUCUGUGACUGACUGCGUGAAGUCAUGGUCAUAGAAGUCAUUGAGUUGUAACAAGGACACCAUGGUAAGGCAUGGACCUUCUCACACAGUUGUGAUCAUGAGAGGGUGAAUGCCUGGGCAGCUAAGUUACAUCUCUCUCUCUCUCUCUCUCUCUCUCUCUCUCUCUCUCUCCUUACAGUUUUAUAUGCAUGCUAGGCACCUGGCCCUUAGUCGGACAUUUCCUGAAAAAUUCGUGCUGGAACCAAAUGCUCCACCAAAGGUAACUCCUCCUACAUCCUAACGUAAAACCUUUAUUGGCAUCACAUACAACAUCCAAAACAAAUCAGUACAGAAUUACCAUUUCCCCAUUGGCACAAAACAUUUGCUAAAAGAAAGGAGGCAGAGCAGUCUAUCGUCAUAUCUCUAGGUCUCCAGGGAGAUCAGACGUCUGCAGUGUAUUUCGGCGACAAAAAACCAAAUAGAGAUAUUUAGCCACUAACUUGGUGAGCUCCUGAUCAUUCCCCAGUAACAGAAAAUGUAUGACCUCUGACUCUGGUUUCCAUUUGGGAAUACAGAGUUGUUCCAGAAAUUACUGGCAGAGAUCAGCAUAUAGUUUACAAUUGAAAACCAUAUGUGUAAGGGUUUCCACCAGGUGGUCUUCACAUGGGCAAGUUCUUUCUCCUUCCACCCUGCCUGAGAACCUUCCCCAAAAGAGGUUUGAUGGAUUUGAAUUAAACCUGGCCAGCGAGAAUGCCCUUUUUUCUUGAGGGCUAAACAGAAAUUCAAGGUAAUUAUGGUUACCGUAUUUUCCCCUCCAUAAGACGCACUUUUUCCCUCCUAAAAAGUAAGGGGAAAUGUGUGGGUGUCUUAUGGAGCGAAUGCAGGCGGGAGGCUCUGCUCAGCGCUCCCUUUAAAGAGCCGCGUGGAGUGUGUCCCUUCUCUCUCCUCGGGGAAAAGCCCCCAAGAACCGCACACACGCUCCACGUGGCUCUUUAAAGGGAGCGCGGCUCUUGCUGGCUUUUGCGGGAGGUGGGGGAAGGGACAGAGGGCAACCCCUCAGAACCUGGCAUGCAUACAGGCUCUGCUCAGCAUUCCCUUUAAAUAAUAUUUUUUCCCUUGCACUCCCCCUCUAAAAACUAGGUGUGUCUUAUGGUCAGGUGCCUCUUAUGGAGCGAAAAAUACGGUAGUUUCAUGUGCCCGAGAAAGUUGAAAAUAAAGAGGGGAACAUGUUUUCUCUGCUGCUACUGUUAGUUCUUGGCAUUCAAUAUCCCACAACCUAGUUUUUAUUAUAGCCUUGGCAGAUGGUAGGGACAUCAAUCGCAAAAGUUCCACUGACAGCCCGAGUUGCUGUACGUUCUUGUUAAACUGUUGUAGCCCUGGGGAAAGAAACUCUUCCUACAUGUUAUGCUUCAAGGGGAAUAAGUCGAACAUGACCACUAAACACGUCACCAUCGCUCUGAGAAACAGAUGUUUCAAUAAUAAUAAUAAUAAUAAUAAUUUUGUUAUUUAUACCCCGCCCAUCUGGCCGGGUUUCCCCAGCCACUCUGGGCGGCUUCCAACAGAAUACUAAAAUACAAUAGUCUACAAUAGUCUAUUACACAUUAAAAGCUUCCCUAAACAGGGCUGCCUUCAGAUGUCUUCUAAAAGUCUGGUGGUAGUUUUUCUCUUUGACAUCUGGUGGAAGGGCGUUCCACAGGGCAGGGGCCACCACCGAGAAGGCCCUCUGCCUGGUUCCCUGUAACUUCACUUCUCGCAGUGAGGGAACCGCCAGAAGGCCCUCGGAGCUGGACCUCAGUGUACAUUUUUAAAUUAAUGAAAAAUAUUUUGGGUGGCAUGGGGAGGAAGGACACGUUUUUACAUCAAGGGCCCUUCCUGCAUCGUAUUUAUCCCUCACUUCCAUUUCUCCUGCAGACUGAAGGAUUUCGGUACCCGCGCCCGUCAUCGGUGCCCCCCUCGCCCUCCGUCUCUCAGCACAACAGCCCCCACCAAAGCGACGAAGAGCUGGACGAGGAGGAUGAAAGAUAUGACGAGGACGAAGAGGCUGAGAGGGACAGGCAGAACAUAAAGGCCCCUUUCUCCCUCAGCGCUGUGCCGGAUGGGAAAAAGAAGCAGCACGGAGAAUAUAGGAACUGAUGCAGCUUGGUGGCAAAUGGUUACUGCCAAUCCUGCUUGUACACGUUACCUUAAAGUUGGGUAUGACCUGAUGUAAGGGAAGUGUGGAUGAUUCUGGUGGGAACUAGAUGUCUGAAAUACCUCGAAUCCCCUGCCCUCCUUCCUCCAUUAUAAAUAGUUCUGAUGGUGCAUCUCCCCCUUCCCUCGUUCUCUUCCCCCCUUUGGCAGUAGAAGAAAUAAUUUAGAAGUAUGUGUCAAAAACCAGGACUGUAUGCUGGCUUUUUUUAUAAUCCCUAACCCUAAUAUGGAUGCGGGUGGUGCUGUGGGUUAAACCACAGAGCCUAGGGCUUGCCAAUCAGAAGGUUGGUGGUUCGAAUCCCCGCCACGGGGUGAGCUCCCGUUGCUCGGUCCCUGCUCCUGCCCACCUAGCAGUUUGAAAGCACAUCAAAGUGCAAGUAUAUAAAUAGGUACUGCUCCGGCGGGAAGGUAAACGGCGUUUCUGUGCGCUGCUCUGGUUCGCCAGAAGCGGCUUAGUCAUGCUGGCCACAUGACCCGGAAGCUGUACGCCGGCUCCCUCGGCCAAUAAAGCGAGAUGAGUGCCGCAACCCCAGAGUCGGCCAUGACUGGACCUAAUGGUCAGGGGUCCCUUUACUCUUUACCUUUAACCCGAAUAUCUUGGCACUAAGAAGGAGGAUCAAAGUGCCACCUAUUGCCUGCAAAUUUGGCAGGGAAAGAACAGCUACUGUUCUUAGAGCUGCUACUCAGCCUGCUGCUAUUUUUAAAUUUGAUGUGAUGCAAGUAAAUCCGGUUUGUCUCCUUCAGCUGUGGAUACCGGGCCGGCCCUUUCAUUGGGCAAAGUGAAGCAGCAGUUGCUAGAGAGAAAGGGAUUAGGGGCAAAGCUUUGGCUAGAGCUGUGUGUCCCACAUGGCCUGGUCUGCUCCUUCCAAAUUUAUCUUUCUGUCUCAUUGAUGGGACAUUGAAGUAAGAUUUGACUGCUAGUCUGGCCAGGUCCUGUACAUGGAAUUUGGGGGAGCAGAAAACAUCUUGUUCUUUGCCUCCGUCAGCCAAAUGCCUUGGAAAGGCCAUUCACAGAUUAAAAACCCCAACCCUCCCCCAUUAGUCCAAAGCUGGUUCAAAUAUCUUUUUGAGCGCUAGUCCCUGUUAUCAGAGAAGACUUCAAGCAUUCCAGGGGGUUGGACUAGAUGGCCAUUGGGUACCCCUCUACAAUUCUACGGCUCAGAACUGAAGCACCCGAUCCCAAGAGAUGUUUAAGCAGAAACUUCCUUUCUUCUGCAUUUCCUAUAUGUCCUUUUCCGACAGCUUCUCCAUCUUAGAACCACGAUCUAGAAAUAUUUGAAGAAUCUCUCCCACAGCUAGAGAUCCGUAAACGGAAAUUUAUUUAAGCUAAAAUGUUUUGGUGGUGGUGGUGGGGAGUUGCUGCUUAUAAUCGUACUGCUUAUCCUGUAUUCCAAAGAACGAUCAUUUUCCGCCACCUUUAAAACAACCAGUCUAGAAUUACUUUGAAUAAUUUGCUGUCAACCAGCAGACCUCAAAACAUCUUAUUAUUCAGUGCUUGCAUACAGUUCCUGGCCAUAAUAUGUCGUCCGUCUGAACUUGUCCAGAUUCACAAUAAACCACAAACUAUUACUAC
Molecule: messenger RNA, 50132 nt
Organism: Podarcis lilfordi (Lilford's wall lizard)
Lineage: Eukaryota; Metazoa; Chordata; Lepidosauria; Squamata; Lacertidae
Source: the annotation of a GenBank genome assembly